AUGGCUCAAAACGGUGCAAGUACCUUCGCGAAUGGCGGUAGGAAACCCUCUAACAAACCAAGAUCCGAUGCAUUUUCUUUGCCAGGGAUUGACGAAAAUGAGCUUCGCGCUCGUAUUUAUGCAAAACCACAAUUAAAACCAAAUCCAAAGGCUCUUAGAUUCAGUGGUCCGACCCCGGUGCAGCUCAAAAAGGUAAGCUCGAGUGUGAAAUACCUACUUCAUGUAGCUAUUUUUUCCUAAUUAUGGACGUGCGGAGUAACAUAAUAUUCUUUAGAGAAGUUUAAACACGAACAUUUUUUCAGCAGAGCUUACAUAGCUUUGAAAAAUCGUCAUCAAAAUAUACAAGAAAUGACCCUUCCCUCCAGAAAAUUGAGUCUCAACCCCGAAAGUUAAACAAUUUUGUGAUUCAUUUCUCAACUCUCUUUGUCAUAUUAAGAAAAGAAGAUGAAUGCCUACACAGCUACAGUUAACUUUAUGCGCAAGCUAUAAUAAUGACCUGUGACACGUCUUUCAAGUUUUGUUAAUGAUACUGUAGUUUAGGUUUACUUAUUUCUGCGUGUUCGUCUCUUGUGCAACAUUUUGGCAAUUUUGCGAACUAAUGCUGCGUGUGUGGGUCCUGUGUACACUAAGGUACAAUUUUAACUGCCUACAACAUGUUUGGUAGACUUUGAUUGAUGGCUGACUUACAGUUAAAUCAUAUACUGGUUAGUUUUCCUACACUAUGAUUUAUUUUCUGUUGUUAUUCUUCAGAAUAUACCAACAGCACCAAGACUUGAGCCCUUGGUAAGUUGAAAAACUAAUUAAUUGAGAUAAAAUGUAGCAGUAAUCUCACCAGUACCAUAGUUAAGAAGUGAUGAAAAAUUAUUAGGCAAUGUUCAAUUUUUCAAAGGGCAGAUAACACUAUUCACUCAGGAUAAAUUUAUCUCCACUCAAUAGUGCAGUUACUAGGUUUUUUAGUUGACACUUAUCUCCUGGAUAGUGAUUUAUCUGUCAAAUCACUUUAUCUGCCCUUGGAAAAAUUGUGCCCAGCCAUAUAAAGGUCACUAAAUAGUUACUAAAUUUAUUGCUUUCCUAAACUUUUGCAAAAUGCUUCUUAUUGUUAGAGAAAAAUAUUGUUUUCCUUUCAAGGUCGAUUCAAGUACUAACUGAACCAUAACUUUGCAGUUAAUUUAUCAGUGGUUGUAAAUAACAAAUACAAACAAUAAUGGAAUUUUUUUUUCUUUCAGCCAAACCUUGCUAGAUAUCAAGAAAGGCAAAAAAGUCUUCCCUACACUCCUACUUCAGGGAAGACAAAAACCCCAACACCACCCUCCUCUUCUGAACCAGAAAAGAAGAAGGCAUGCCGAAGGGAUGUGGUAGAACCUCUUGAGCGAGUGACAUCUCCAUUACCAAGCCUACCAGAUGAUCUAAAGAAUAAACAAGACAAAAUUGACUCAGUAGCUCAGGUUAAUGCUAGGACCCCUCAAAGAAAGGGUUCACCAAAGCAGAAAACAAAUGGUCAUGCUUUUGCAAAUGGAGGAGCUGUAGUGGAGAAGACUGAUGUUAUACCAGAGGGAUUGAGAGAUCCACUUCAGAUCAUCAGUUUGAUCAAGGAGAACUCUAAACUGGGGUUUCUUUACAUGACACCUGCUGUUGAUAGGUCAUCAAUAGAAUACAACCCAUACAACCUUAAGUAAGUAUUUAACAAUGCAUAUAUUUUUGUAAGUAUAGGAAUGUUUCUAGGUUCAGUUCUCUCAUCAUAAGACAACUGAGUGUGUCAGUUACUUACAAAUUGUUUAUGACCUUAUUCCUUGUUGGAAAAGCAAAUGAUAAGUAAAAUCUCUUUUGACAACUGGACACAAAAUUCACAGUGUUCUGUUCAUUCACACUAUACUAUCAACAUUGCUGAUUCUAGCCUGAAGCAGAAUGCAUGUCACGAACCUAGCAACGGCCUUGCCCACCACAGGGUUCUCUGUUGCUCAGAGAUAGAGCAAAUUAUGACACAUGAAAUCCUAUGGUCUUUCAUCUGAUUCCUCAUAGAAUUUAAUUUUUUUUUGUCUAACACUUUCUUCAAGAAACAUAUCUUAUCACUCACAUUGACACCCUAGCAGAUAAAAAAGAGGAUCAUACACAAAUGUCCCUCACAUUUGAAUCACCUUGUGUGCCCGUGACCUGUAAAAUAUUUUUUCGUGUUGAGGCAGGGGGCAGCAUCUAAACCUUGACAUCUUUCAGGAUGAGAUGUCCUGAUAUUUUUAGUUCUCUCUUUUCUAAACAUAAUAAUUGCAUCAUACAAGUACCUGGAUUGCAAAUCUUUAUCCAUUUAAUUGAAGAUGCAGGAAUCAAAAUAUUUCAUGUACAUUGUAUGUACAUGUAAUUUAAGAAGACUAUUGUGAUGUUGGACGUAUCUCAUACUAUAGUGUAUUAUUAAUUAUUUUUUAAAAUUAUUACCACUUUACAGUGUUUGAUUUUAAGAUUUAUGAGUCAGUGACAUUCAACUGAUCUGUUUAAUGAAAGGUUUUUUCAUACAACUGAAAGUUUAUGUUUUCCUUUAAUUAACAGAAUUGUAAAGCAUUCAGAAAUUGACCAUUCAGAUUACUACACCAUAAGUUUUAAAGGAGUAACUCACACUUGUGACAAUGAAGCAGAGUUUACUGGUCUUGAACGCUGGGAGAAGGAAUACAAGGACUACAAAAGACUUGUCAAAAUUCCAACAUUUGCUAACUUUAGGAUGUGGAAGGCAUUUGUUGUCUGGAGAAAGAAUGUCAAGACAAAGUAAGUCAUUAACAAAAUCUGUAAACUAAACAAAGAAACUAGUAGAUGUGCAUCACAUGUGUAAGUGUUGAGGCAAGCUGAUGUCUUUGUGUGUCUUGUAUCCCCUUAUAACCUUGCAAAGUUAACUAUUUACACCCUAACAUCAGUAUGCAUGUUCUCCAUACUGUUCUCUGUGCAUCUCCAAAGGUGCUGACAAGGAGAAUUUGCUUAACAAUCCAGAGUUUCUGUAGUUAUUGAUCGUUGCCAUUAUUCUCAUUACCUUGAUGUCUAAUUCAAGGAGUCGUACUAUAAGGAGAAAUUGGAUAUUAGCCCCUAUUAGGGGGUUAAAUGGUUAAUGGAUGUUCAAGUCAAUAAAAGAUCCUUGCAGGGGGUUUGUUAUUAAAAAGUUGGAGUAAAGAAGCCUGAAAAAAAUUAUUGCUUGAACGGGUUUUGAGCUCAUGCCUCCCAGAUACUGGUUGAGCAAUACUAUGGACUGAGCUACUAAGCCACAGUUUGGGAGUAAGGCAAAGUUCUUGGGUUCUUCACAAUUUAUUUAAUUAAAAUUAUGAUCACAUUCCUCUGCAGAAACUAAAGCCUUACUAGAAUCUGUCUCAUUCCCAAUGUGCGGCUUAGUUGCUCACUUGGUAGUAGUGGCCAACUGCUACAGUACAUGUUUCUUGGAAGCUCAGUUUCAAAUCCCUUUGAAGCUUGAAUUCUUUCUUCAGGCUUCUUUUCUGCAAUUACUUAAAUUGCAGCCCACCUGCAAGCAGCAUUUAUUUACUGAAAUUUGAUCCACAAGUGAAAAAACAUAUAUGAUUUAUUUUACUAAAAUUGUUAAUGGAUGUUGUGGUAAUGGCAUUGCACAAUGCUAUUAUCAAAUAGAAAACAUAUAUUUAGAGUAUACUUACACAUGAAUACCAAGAAAUGACAACUCUCAGUUUGUUGCAAUCCAGUUAUAUUGUUUAAUGAUUGUUGUUUUCAGUCUGACUUCAAUUUUACAUCCAUCAAGCUCUUAACUGACAGAGCUACACCCUGUAGUUUUUGAGAUCUGUUGAGUACUGUUUUAUGAACCAGGAAGAAGUGGACUUUGACAAGUUCUUUAAUGAAUGUUUCCCUUUUUUACUGGAGGACUUAAUAACGUAUCUCCUCUUUCUCACAAACACAGAAAAGUGACCCAGUGUAAAAAUCAACUACAAGAGAAUCUCUUCAUUGUAAAUGCUGUAAGUACAUGUAAUACUAAUUUAGUACACUUUUUGGAAUUUUUUCUUAGAUAUUUUGAUGUAGAGUCCUAAACAAUGAAUAUGAGAAUUUAUCUUUUGUCAGUCAUUACGCCCAGCUUUGUUGAAUGUGCGAGAGAUGUGUUACCGCAUCAGUGACAUGGGCCUGUGCAGAGUAGAGAAAGGGCACACUUACACAUUGGAUGAGUUCAGGAAUGCUCAGUUUGAGCAGCUUGAAGAAGUAUGUAGAAGAAAUUACUAUUAAUUAAUCAAUGAUAUGUUUUAUAACUCUCUGUCUAGAGCUCUAAUAGUGUGAUAUUUACAUUUGUAAGCAAAUUAAUCCUUGUCACCAUGAGCCAUUUCAUUAUUGUAACACAAAAUAAGACUUGUUAAUUACUUCCAAACUUGUUAAACCAUGAACACAUGGAAUGCAUGUGGAGUGCCUUGUUUUAACACCCAACCCUUGAAAAAGCAAGACAUGUAAGUAAACCACCAACCACAGACCAGCUGGUGUUACUUUAUACAGUUACAGUUUCUCACAACUACAGCACUGGUAAUUGGCAUAUUUUCAGCAGCACAAUUGCAUACAUUAGUGCACUUAAUUUUCUUAUUUAUUAUGAUCAUUUCAAUUAUACAUGUAGGUAGAGACUGAAGUGAUUUUUGGGUUGCAUCCUGAGUCUUGGGACUGAUUUUGGGUCUAGUUUUACAUUUAUAUCCUCAGUGUGAGAUAUGAGAUUAAGCUGUCUUGUAAUGUUUGACCUUACUCAUGCCUCAUUGUGACUUUUAUGCCUGAAUAAAUCAUGUUUCACUUGGCUCUUUUAGUUGCCUUACGUAAAAUUAAUCAUUUUAUCAAAUUGAUAAAGUCAAAUAUUGCAAAAAUAUUUUUCAGUCGCUGAAAUGUGGAUAUUUUUGUAUUGGCAGGUGGCUGGAAGAUUAGCAGAGUUCCGUGACCUUGUCAAAGAAGUUGUCAGAAGUGCAUGUCGAACAGCUCUGCUAGAGGCUGGGUUCACACCUGAUGAUUAUUUCAUGGAUAUGGAAAGUCCUAUGGGCAUGUAUGCAGGUUAGUAUGAAAUUAUGAUUAUUGACGUCUCAUUUAUAGACUGAGGUGCCACUCUCUAAGAUGAUUGAAUUAUAGCAGAGCUUGCUUAGCGUAGCCCCAUAAUAAUACAAAAUAGUAGUAACCCAUCAAGCUGAAAAAAUUUGGAUGUAUGACUGAACAACCAUACAACCGUACAAGGUGCUACUUUUAACAUGCGUGAUCAACUGUACCGUGGGCAUGCCAUCACCACAGCUUUAUUCAGUAGUUCAGUGGUCAGUGCACAGGGCUCCGAGUCAGACGACCUGGGUUCUAGUCCUGGCCAAGACGUUGUGCCCUUGAGACGUGCGGGACAAAAAAAAUGGGAGCUCUGCUUUUAGGCUUGGCUUAAUCUUUAUAUUAAUAAUUUUAACACCUCAGCAUGGAAAUGAGUUCAGCUAUUUAAUACCCUGGUAGUUCCUUCAUAUAUAUCAAAAUGCAUGCAAUGUUAUUUUGAACAGUUUAAAAUGCAAAAUAUUUAACACAAAAUGUUUCAUCCCAAAGAAAAUUUGAAUCAUCAGCAACAGGUCAUUUUACAUACUUUUUCUCUAUCCAGUAGAGGUUUGUUGUACAUCUUCUUUGUUGUAAGAAUGCUUAGUCUUCGAAGCAUUUUAGUUUACAUGUCAACACUUAACAAAUUAUACAUGUUCUGGAGUUAUUUCUUGUAAAUUUUUAAUGAUUCUUUGGACAGAUGAAUAUGGAGGCCCUGCACAUUCAAUGUCCUCCUAUCUUAUGCCAAGUGGGUAUGAGAUGGAUAUGUAUGGUGAUGCACCAGACAAGAUGACUUACACAGAGCAGGCUAACAAAAGAAGCCACUGUAAAAGACUUACAAGGUAAACAUUAGUUGUGUCAGAGUUGCUCUAUAAAUGGAUCAAGACUGGCAGUUCCUCAGGAAAGAAAAAAUGAAUUGAGAUGAAAGACCUGUUAUUUCAAGAUGAAUUUACAGUAAUGUCUUUUAAGAUACUUGCAUAAAUACAGACUUUCUAUUAUGUUUUACUAUGUACUUGGAAAAGCCUAGCUAAUAAUAGCAUUCCAAUCAUUGUUAUGACAAUAGAUUGUACAAGAUCUGAAAUAAACAUUUUCAAGUAUGUGUAUUGUAACUUUUUGGGAACUUUUUUUGAGCAGAGCUAACCAUAGAAUGUUACUUAAAAGUAUAUUCUAGUAUGCUUUUUCAACACUGUACACAAUUAUGGCGCUACUUGACUAAUUGCUACUCUCAAAAAGUGGGUAAGGAGGGUGUCAGGUAAUUUUGCAGCCUUGCAAUCUGAAAACAGAUUGGCCUCAAAAUUGAAUAAUUUUUAUUUAUGUUGCUAUGAAUUUGUUUUCAGCUUUAUCCGGCUUGCUGACUACCUCAUUGUGAAUACCAUGCAUGUCCUUGCAGCAAACUCUGUAGCAACUCUGCUAAACUAUUUGGAGGAACAACUACAGCACACACCCACCCCUGCACAAAUCCAGGGAACAAGUGAAGAAAUGGAGCAAGAAGAAGAGAAACCAGAAGGGGAGGGUAUAGAGCAAAAGGUGUUGCCUCAAUUCACAGUUUAUGAUUUUAUAAUUUACUUACUAUAGUAGCAGUUAGUUCUUAACUAAAACUUAAGAGUACACUAAAUGUGCAGAUGUAUGAAAGUGCUUGGGGCCAAUAUUCGUUGUUACCUAACUCUUUUCUCUGACUGCAGAAUAUUACUAUACAUGUUUUGGGUGAAUCUAAACAAUUUAUUGUUAUGCUGGAAGGAUAUCCUACUCAAGAUAUCUCUGGGUGGUAGUGAUUCUUAAAUUAUUUGUGUCACCCAAUUAACCACAAAUUGUGAUUAAUUGGGUGAGUAAGAAGGGCUCAAUUUUCAUGUUAAUGUGACCCUGGUAGAUCCUAGGAUAACAUCAUGCUCCUUUUUUAUUGCAGGAUGAACAAGGGGAACUCCAUCCAUUGUAUACCACAGAGCUGCUUCUUGAGCCUCAAAUGCUGCUUUUCUCCCCUGGAUUAGAUGACUUUCAGGAUGGACUAGGGGAAGUCAUCAAAAAGUUUCAAGAUGCUGUCCUAAGUGUUCAAAACCUGGUGCCAGACCCAUAUUUUGAUGCUUUCACGCAGUAAGUUUUAAGGGUUGUCCAAUAAAUCUAAAAGGAGUCAAUUCAACUAAGGCUGUCUUUGAAUCAACUGGGAUUUAGUCAUCUCGUGUUACAGUAACCCACCAUGUGUAUUAACCCACCAUUCGACUUCCAGUGAGUCUAUUCAUCAACUACCAUAGACAAAUUGAGUGAGAUUGGGUGUAUUGGACAUGUUUGAAAGUUUCAAGGUCUAGUAAGAAUAACAUGUAGCUGGAAGCCGAAAGCCAGAUAUGUCUAUUCUUUGAUGUUCUCCAUUAUCUUCAGUCAUGGAAAACUUACAGUAAAUACAGUGCUGUUUAAGCUCAUAUAAACCUUAUAAACUGAAGACAGAGUAACGUUUUAAAUCUGUGAAAAAUACAUUAUUUUGACUUCUAAUUUUUGUUGCAACAUAGACCUUUCAUCAAUGGUAAAGUUGAGGAGAAAACAGCUGGUGAUGGUCCUAGUCUGGCCACCAUGUUUGAGGAUGAUAGACAUCUUCAGGGAAUUAUACAGAGUAUCAAGGUACGUGGUUUUAAUAUUUAUGAGUGGUGAAAAAAAAAUGGAAAUUUUAGCACAUGAUAUUUAGAUGAGAAAUAAAGGGGUUGAGUCAAACUUCAAAGUAUUUUGUAAAUGGUUUAGGGUUUCAUCUGAAUGAUGAUAUGUGGCUAUUGACUGAGUGGGAGGACCAGACAGAAAGAUAUUUGGCAUAAGGUCAUGACUUACAGACUGAUGGCUGUGAGGUCUGUGCAUCAUGACCGAAAGUAAAAUAUUUUCAUGUCUGUUGCUCAAAACACAGUCAGAUUUUUAUCAUAUGUUAACUGCUAAGUCUUAUAAUUUUUGAAAUCAUGUUUGAACAUAGAUAGGAUGUGAUAAGAAUUAUUAGAAGGGCACACACUUCACAAAUACAAGCAAGAUUCUACAAUAAAAGCUUUCACUUAAUUUCUUUGCACACCCAAUUAGAGUUCACAAUCUCAGAUGAUGUGACAGAGCAGGGCUACACAGCUUUCAUCAUGAUUUUCUAUAGUAUUGUGUAAGCAGUGCUGAAGGUCAUAUGAUUAGCAAUUAUUAUUUUUGAAGGUGUGCCUCAUCUAUCUGGGAAAAUGUGUCUCAUGACGUAGCCUUUAUGAAAAUCAAGUUAAUCUGCUUUUUCACUUUUUCAUGAUUUGAACAAUUCUAAUCAGAUGUUAUUCAAAAGUUUGCUUUUGUGUACAUACUUUACAUCUGCACUAUUUUUCUUAUUAUGAAAUGCAAAGAUUUGUUCAAUUAAUGGGUGUUUUCUUUUUAUUUAGGAUGCAAUUUCCUCAGCAUUUGACUCUGCAUGGCAGUAUGCCAAUACAUUUGAACCUUAUCGCCAGUUUUACCAAGAGAAUGAGAGUUUGGAUCUUGAAGGAAUUAGACAAGAAGAGCAUGGUAAUAAUGAUGACAAAUACCCUUUUUAUGUUUGUGUUUUGACAGAUAAUUCUAACCUAAGAAGUGGUUAUCUAAAGGAAUAAAUUUUUUUUAUUUUGUAAAUCAGAUGUUCACUUCUUCUCAAACUCACUGGACAAAUACAAUAGUGAACAUGAACAAGCAGUCAGCAUUUUGGAACACAGACCAAUUGGCAUGAUCCUUGUUGAUUGUAAGAAGUUGAAAGAAGUCCUUAUUCCAUCACCACUGAAAUGUUUAGAGGUAAGUGUGGUCCAAAUUUGUUCCAUUGCCCAUCUCCCUGGAUAUUUCAUCAGCUGGGUUUGGAGAUUCUUUGUGUAUGGUUUUAUGACAAACAAUUAUUAAUGAUCUUGACAAAAUAUUGUAUUGUUUCCAUUUUCCUUGUUGCAAUAUGGAAGUAGUUGUUCUUAAGUACAUGUAACUUUUCAGUGAUAGGUAACUUGUUCAACUAAGCAUCAUGUGCUAUUUUGUUGGUAGAUGUACAUGUACAUAAUGUAAGCACUCUUUCUCUUAUUGUAGGUGAUAAAUGAUAUAUUGCCUAAGUUGGCCAAGAUGCGAACAGAUACAUUGAUGGAAUUCUGUCAAGAUGCUCAGUUUAAACUAGAAGCUGUGCCUAGUAGCACCACAGAAUAUGUUGAGAGCCUUUCAUUUCUUGACACCAUUCAAGAGAAGGUAGUGUCUUUUCAGUAGUCUUUAUUUACAUACCACAAAUAGCAUCAAACUGAUUAUCCUCAUUCUUUAUCAGGGUGUGUUACUUUGAUAUUACCUACAUGUAGAGCAAGGUGAAAUCAUGAUAUUAUGCUAAUUUGUUCAUGUGCUGAAGUUUAGUUGUAAAUGUAAAUACAGCACUACAAAAGUAAUGCGGUAUUUGUGUGCUAGUAUUACACACUGCAUAGCUAGCUGUACAGCCUGUCAAUCAUGUGAGUAGUCGGGUGUCAUUGCUGUCAAAUCUCUCAGGAAGUGCUCUGUACUUUUCUGAAACACUGUUAAAUCUAAUCUGUAAAGAAUACUGAAAAUAAAAUGGUAAGCUGUACUACAAGUAGGUCUUGUCAGUCCUAACAUUUUCAGGAUCUAACCUGUGUUCCACCUAGUGAAUCAAUGUGAGUUAUUACUUUUUUUUUAGGUUGAUGAUAUUGAAAGAGAUGCUACUGUUGUAAAAGAGCUGUAUGACUUGAUUGAGACAUACAAAGUACCAACGCCACCUGAGGAUCUUGCUGUGUACCAGGUAUUGGUUCUGUCUGUAGAAUUAAGAUUUAAAGUGGCAAAUAGAACUGUAGUGUGAGUGUCCAAAUCAGAGAUCCUGGCCUUGGCAUCAAAGCACACACAUUGAUCACAGUUUAAUUAUCAAAGUGUUUUUCUAUGUGUCAGUGACCUCAAGAUAAGGUGAUCAUCAUCACCUGUCAAAACUACAUGUAUUGAGAAAUUUGGAAUGCUUUUGUAAACCAUUUUUUUUAUAGUGGCUGGUUACUUCGUCAAAGUUGGAUUUUACAUGUUGCUAAUAUUAAGUACCAGAAGUCCUUGAACAGUUAAAAAAACUGAAUAAAUUCCAUGAUCCAUGUAGACUCUGAGGCCCACAGUUACAGCAGUGCGUAAUGUAAUUGACAAAUCAUUAGCUGAGAGGGAUGCCAAUAUUGACAAGAUGUGUACACACAUUGACAAAGAUAUCGUGGUACUGGGUAAGGAGGUGAAAGAGGUGAAACAAAAAGCACAGGUUGGUGUAGCAAAUUAUUGUUUACAAAGGUUAUUGAGUUAACACUAAAUACACUCAGCACUUAUGAAAAAUAUUUGUACUGUACAAUUAGAUUUGUUUUAAUCAUUUGUCAUUUCAAAUGGAGUAAUGAAAGCCAAGAUAAACAUCUCACUUAAGGGUUGAAAGCUGUUAUUUCUGAAAAUGACUGAAGGCUGUCACUUUGCCUUUGCAAACAAUGAAUGAUCCCUCAUGUGUAUGGUAGUGGUACCUUUCCUUCUCUGAGGUGAAGAUGGAAGUCUUCAUUAUCCUCUCUUCCUAUUUUGUGAUCAAAUCCUGCUUUUGGAAGACCUAAAAGUUUCUGGCCUCUGUAGGAAAAAUUUAGAACUCAGAUUAAAAUUACUGGAGGAAAAUUUAAUACCAUUUAAGCUUAAGAUAUGUUUUCUAUCUCUAGUUAUCUUUUAAAAUGGAAGUAACCAAGAAGGAAGUCAGUGUUUAGUGUCUUGGCUAGUAUUUCUUUGUUUUCAUGAUGAUACUACAAGACUUAUUUCUGUUACAGGACCCCAAGAUUUUGGAUUCCAGUUCACAGUCACAGGACAUUAUCCACUACCUUGAAGUUCUCAUAGAGAAAAUGGAUAGCCUCAACAACCUGGCACUCACAUACAAAUCACACCAGAAGAACUUCAAGGUAUUUAACAAGGAUCAUGAACUAAUAGCUUUCACUGGCCUAUACAACAUAACCAGAUUAUUAGGGACUUUUCUGAGUUGCAAAUUAGCUUAAGGGUUCCUUUUUUCAGUCCUUGAAAUGCAUAUUUUUUUUAUAGACAUAUUUAUAUGCAAACAGCUUUUUGUUUAUAGAUUCUUUUGACCUUCUGGCAAUGGCUUCAUGAAUUUACCGGAAAACUUCCUCAAUAAUGCAUUUUUCAUUUGAGCUUCUCCUUGUCUGGCAUUAGAUUAGAGCUAAUAAAAACAUAAUCUUGUACUGAUGCUGUCAUUUAAAGAAUGCAAGAAUGAGGUUUAAUCUAACAAGUCUGCACUACACAUAGGUUGAGGUGGCCAAGUUUGAAGAACUUGAAGAAGUUCAUGCAGAGCUCAAGCUCAAACAGGCAUUGUGGAACUCACUUGUGGAAUGGGAUGUUGUCACUGAUGAAUGGCUUGAGGUGGGUGUUACUAUCGUGCAUUCUUUUUGUUGAAAUGUCAUUGAAAAACAUCUUAUGAAACACUUUAAAUCCUUUCCAGUUGAGACUUUAUCAUGCAAAGUUGUUACACAUUUGUUCAAUUAAGUAUUUCAGUGGUUGGCAAACCUCAGUACAUACAUGUACUGGUACAGUUGGACCUCAAUUAUCUGGAUUUCUUGAUAAUCCAGACAUUUUCUCUGAUCCCAAUUUUUUUAUGAAUAUUUAUUAGUCAUGAUUAAGAUCCAUAACCAUGUUUUUUAAAACUAUAGUGUUGAAAAGUGAAGUAAAUGCAUGCUUGUUUUGCUUUCAAAAAGCAAAAGCAGCACUCGCGUGCCUGAAGUAAAUAUAAUGAAGAACGUUUGAAUGAGGUCUGAUUGGCUUAAAGUUGCUUUGUCGCUAAGUGAGAUUUUUCCCUCUAUUGGUUUGUUUGGCGUCGUAUGCAAGAUAAACAAGAUACACAGCAUCACAAAUAUUUAUUCAUGAUCAUCGUGUCCUUGAUUUUAAAUGUUUUGUUUGAUGAUGAAAUGUCGCUUUCUAAAUUUAAUCAGGCUUUGUUCCUCACUAAUAAUCAUAUUCUUGGUUAUCUGGACUUUUUCAUGUAGUCCCAAUGAGUCUGGAUGAUUGAAGUUCAACUGUUAUUAAUCUCAAUGAAAUUUUAGUCGUCUGUCUGUUGGCUUGUCAUUGUUGUUUUCUUUUUUCCUUACAAAAAUUUUAAUUUCUUUGACAGCUAAUUGAAAUUGAAUCUAUUUUCUCAAACUGAAGAAGUUAACUGUGCAUGAAAAAUGUUUCAGCUUCCUUUUGAAGAGCUCAACCCAGAAACUCUGAGCAACCAAGUGAUGAAGUAUGCUAAGACAGUUAUGCAAUUGGAGAAAGGUUUGCCUCCCAACUCAGUGGUGCCAAUACUGAAAGAUAAAGUGGAAGGGAUGAGGCAUAAGGUAGAUUUUUAUGAUUAAAAAUUACUGGUAAACUAAUAACUUUUUCUUUUUCAUAAAAGCAAUAGAACCCACUCAAGUGAAGACAUGACAGCAAGGCUAAAUUUACGUGUUGUAUCAUUUUCUUUGAAUUGUACUCCAUCUUCAAAUCAGUUUAUUUUUUAUUCUUAUAUCGUAUAGAUAUGAAUAUUGAUUAUUUUUAGAGCAGUCUCAUGGCUUUAAAGUAGUUUGAAAGAAUUUGAAUUUAAAGGAGACAUAAAACAAUGAUCACAAAUGAAAAUGCAUUUCAAUGUGAAGAAAAGGCUGAUGAAAUACAGAAAUGAAGAGGAAAUUUUAAAUCUAAUUGUUUCUCUGCAUCUAUAUUUAGACCAGUAGAUUUGAAUAAAAUCAUCAUGAUGUGAUUGAACCACAGCUGUAAUGGUUAAUUAACCUUCAGUGAAUGCUUUUACUUAAAUAUUUGCUUCAUCGAAAAAACACGAGCUAAAUGACAAGUGAAAUUAGCUUGAGUUUUUACUGUUUAACAGUCAGGUUGUGAUUAAGAGAAGUAGUGGUUUGAGCUUGUCAGUGGUAUGCUGUAUAAAAGUUCAUUUUCCAUACUUACGCAUAUGUGUUAUUGACUUGGUUUAAUAUAGUUACCAGUCAUAACCAACCUGCGUAACCCAGCUCUGAAACCUCGCCACUGGGAGCACAUUCAACAGAUCUUUGGUUACCACUUUACUGAGGAAGAACCACUUACUCUGGGAUUACUCAACAAGAUUGAUGCAUUUGAUCAUACAGAAGCUAUUGAAGAAGUCUCCGGGCAGGCGUCUAGUGAAGCAUCACUUGAAGGAAUCCUCAAAAAGGUUUUGACAAAUAAUCCUGCUAGUGACUUUGUUUUGUAUUUUUAUCAUAAAGCUGAAUUGAGGAGGCUCCAUAGGGUUUUUGACCGCGCGAGAUCUGGAUCGCAAACAUAGCGCGAACUUCAAAAAUGCCAACAAGCUAAACAAAUAUGGCGUUCGAAACGAUGGCACAGUUUUUGCUAAAAAGGUUUAUGAAAUAAUAAAGAUUUUCUGUAAUGAACUCCAGGGUUCUUGCAACGAUGUUCAUAAUAUCCAUAGGCCUCCUAUGCUUAAAAAAAUCGGUAGAAAGGAAACCACCGUGGGAAAGAUCGCGAAUAGGCAAAUCCAAAGUUUACGCAUGCUCAGAUAUCGAAUUUGACAAAGUUAUAUAUUUUAUGACGUAAUGUUUAGAUGUCGCUGAAGUUAAAAUAACAAUCUUGGCAAGUGGGCUGCAAUUAAAGUAGUCACGGAAAAAGCUGAUACAUAAUAUUUUUUUUUCUUGUAAUGUUGUUCAGGUUGAAGAUUCAUGGAAGCAAACAGAAUUCAUUGUGUUACCCCAUCGUGACUCCAAAGAUGUUUUUAUCUUGGGUGGAAUCGAUGAUAUUCAGGCUCUGCUUGAUGACAGCAUGGUGAUUAGAAUUUUUGAAACAUUGUUUUAAACUGAAAGGGAAUGAUCGGUCAUUUGUGUUAACUCUCUUCACUUUCUCUACAGAUAAAUAUAUCCACUAUUGCUGGUUCUCGACAUGUUGGCCCAAUCAGACCAAGAGUGGAUGACUGGCAAAGGCAACUUCACCUCUUUAGUGAAACACUGGUAAGAUUUGAUUAAUAUCUACUUUCCAUAAUUAUUGUUACUUGCAUAUGAUGCCUUGAAAUCAUGCAUUUGCCAGUUUGUCUGAGACAAGAAGUCUUCGUCAAGGAAACCAAAACUCAUAAAGCGCUCGUUUGACUGGAUGGGUGAACAUGCGAACACAACGCAAAAAGAUUCAAAUGUCAAGACUUACCAGUCCUAUGGAGGAGUGGAAUGAAUCAAAGUUUUUUUUUUUUUUUCUGUGAAGCUAUGUUAUGAUCAUGAUUGUUACUUGCAGUCAUAGUAGACAAACCAAUUUUUUAAGUUAGGUAUCUGCGUGGAUCGACUUUUCAGUGAGGCUUAUAUUGAUGCAUAUUUUUCAGAGAUACUUCCUAAAUUUUUAAGCUGUGCUGAUAAGUUUAAUUAGAUGUCGAUAAUUUUUUAGAGGCGAAGUAUUUUAAAACCCAUAACUACGCAACGCACUCUUUCAACCAGUGUUUGUCCACCUGCUGGGUUUUGGAAAAGAAAAUCAUUAUCAGAGGAAACAAAUGACAAAGACGUGACUUUCAUAUUGUUGUUACUUUACCAGGAUGAGUGGAUGACUUGUCAGCGUAACUGGUUAUACCUUGAGAGCAUUUUUAGCGCUCCAGAUAUCCAGCGUCAGCUACCAGCUGAAGCCAAAAUGUUUCUGACAGUAGACAAGUCAUGGAAAGAAGUCAUGAGAAAAGUCCAUAGGCUUCCCAACGCUCUCCGAGCAGCCACCCAACCAGGUGAGUGUUCUAGUAGAGGUAACUGGAUAUUAAUAUUUUCAUGUCCAGAGUGUGUUAUAACCGCCAGCCGCCAUUGAAGGUUUCUGAUCUAUUCCUGACUAAACAUCACACAAAAAAAGAGUUCAUUAUGAAAAUAGAAUAAUUAGGUUUUAUCAACUGAGUUGACGAUGUAAAUUGAACACAAUAGAGAGUUUCUAGACCACUCUCUAAAGCUGACGUUUCUUUGUGGCUUUGUGGCUCAAUUUUUUUCCGAUAAAUGAAAUUUGAAACGCUUUCUUAUUUAUUUCAGGACUGCUCGAGAUAUUCCAAAAUAACAAUGCCCUUUUAGAUCAGAUUCAGAAGUGCCUUGAGGCCUACCUGGAGUCCAAGUGUGUUAUCUUUCCAAGGUAGAUAUGAGAUGAAAACAGAAAGGUUCUUCUUUUGUUGUCGGCUCAGUUCUAGUGUGAGUGGUGACAAUGGCGGAUCUAGGGGAGGGGCCCAGGGGGCCCGGGCUCCCCACCCUUAUUUUGGUUUAAAAAAAAAAAAAAAAAAAGAAAAUCGCAGAAGGAAGAAAAGCCGACAGGGCAAGCGACAAAAAACCAGCCCCACAACUCAGCUCAAGGUCCGGAUCCGCCAUUGGGUGAUUCGGUGUUUUAUCGUCAAUAACGCGAUUCUUUGUUAUUUUAGGUUCUAUUUCCUUUCAAAUGACGAGUUAUUGGAAAUCUUAUCGCAGACGCGUAAUCCGCAUGCUGUUCAGCCUCACUUGCAAAAGUGUUUCGAUGCUAUUUCAAAGUAAGUUUUUGUACUUCUUAGCUUUCAACUAUCAAUAUAUCAUAAAAGAGGUCGAAAGAAAAAUCCCUUUAACACUUUAUGUUUUUCCAACCUAUUCAACUUUUCUCAGACUUGAGUUUGGUAGUGCUGCUCAGCCACCUCCCACACCAUCAGCAGCUGAAAAACCGGUCACACCAACAGGAGAGAGACGUAAGUUUUACUACGUAAUAGUAAUAGGUCUGUGUGAAGCACAAUUCAGGGAGUAAUCGGGCGAGUGAUCACAAAUUGGCCGAGGGCGUAGUGCAAGAGUAAUUUGAAAUCACAAUUACCGUUGCACUGUACUCCACUCAGUUCUGUUACCAAUUAAUUGUGUCGUUAACAAGGUGCGGGGAACUCAGGAAUGAAAAAGUUAAUGUAAGAGAAUAUACGAAAUAAAUUCAUUGAACAGCUUUAUUUCGUCCAUGUUUGUUUUCAAUGUGGACCUCUCAACCUGCUCACGUAAGAAAUUUUCUUUAUUUUAUUUGGCCAGCAUUGGCGGAGUAGUUGAGUUAUAUUGGCUGCUUAACUGUCUGAUUUGGCCAGACCUUUUCGGACGAAGUCCUAGUCAUUUCUGGUCAUAGAUCACAGAAUACUUCCUUGACAUGUACAAAAGAUUGCAGACUUAGUUCAAGCGAGCUACAAAAUCAGGAAGGCUCACUCCGGUCCUUGCGAUAUCCUUCCUUUGCAACUGAUAUUACAUUUUAGUUUUAUGUCCUUUGUAUUCAAGCGACAAGCGUUUGUCUCAAGUUUCUCUAACCUUUGCUGUAUUGUCUGGUUUUCAGCCGCCUCAGCUGGUAAGGCUGCUGAAACAAAGACCAAUGAUAUCCUUGCAAUGAUCUCACCUGAAGGAGAAAGAGUUGGUCUUACAAAGGUGAAAAACAAUAUUUCAUUCCUGUCCUUGUUUCCUUACAUAAUUGUAGGACUAGUGGUCGUCACAGUGAAGUCGUUUCCGUCUGAGGUCAUAGAGAAUCUUAUAAUUUUUUUUUUAUCUGUUCAAGGGUUUGAAGGCUCGUGGUAAUGUGGAAGACUGGCUUGGUAAGGUUGAAGAGUCUAUGGUUUCUUCACUCAGAAAACUAGCCAAAGCGUCCAUAGCUGACUAUGAGAGCAGACCGAGAGAAGAAUGGGUUACACUACAUCCUAGUCAGGUAAACUCAACGCUAUACUGAGUCAAUAAUUAACAAUUUCUUAUCUAAGUGGAGGUAAAUAUCCACCACUUUCAUUGACACAGAGGUGAAUAAUUUUUUUAGUGUAUACCACACACAUAUCAAAAAACGUAGUUUAUUUGUUUCAAUAUACCAAAAAAUGGUCAAAAAUUAAACCCUUGACGUGCUAUUUUGUCUCACCGGCUUCUCGGAGGUGAAUAGUACUUGCUAUUUACCUCCGGACUAGCCGAUCAGCGGGCGGGAAAAGCAUUAUUCACUUGUAUGGUAUUUACUAAUAAAUCAUAUCUGUAUUAUUUCUUUACUUGUCUACACUGUGUGUUAUUUGAAUUCUGUUAUUUAAUACGCAGCCAUAUGUUCUGGUUAUCUAUGAUCACCAAUACGAUAUAAAGGAAAACAUUUUGGUUGUUGGAGAGCAAAAUGUUUCAGAGGCUCUUCAAUGAAUUUCAUGCUAAUUUAUUUCGUUAUAGUUGAUGUUUUUUCUUACUUACUAAGAGUUCCGCUUAUUUUUUAACAGGUUAUUGUUUAACUCUUUCCUCUAAACAGCUUUUAUCCAUUCAUAACCGUUAAGCUUUUUCACUUACGGAAUGUAUCAUGGAAUGGUUAGAAAUACGUUUGAUUUGUUACGCAACUGUUUUUCUGUUGUAGGUUGUUCUGACCGUUUCUCAGACCAUGUGGUGUCGUGACAUCACGGAAUGUUUGGUUACAGAAGGUGACAGGCUAGAGGCCAUGAAGGAAGCAGAACAGAUGUGUGUCACUGUAAGACAAAACAAACUUUUAUUAUUUUCGAUACCAAUGAUUGGUUUACAUUUUCAUAGAUUUCGCAAGGGCGCUGUGACCUUUGAUCGAGCACAUUACAACAUAACUUCUGUUUAAAUGCUACAGAAAUAUGAAGCAAGGCGUUAAAAAGGGGAGAAGGUCACCACUUUAUCUUUUUAACUCAUAAGAUACAAAAGUUUUGUGAUGCUUUACUAAUUUUUUUUUUAUUUCCAACUUCCCCCUAGAAUUUGAACAAGCUUGCUGCACUGGUUCGUGGAGAGCUUCCAAAACUGACCAGGAACAUUCUGUGUGCUUUGAUCACUAUUGAUGUGCAUGCAAGGGAUAUAGUCACAGGAAUGGUGGAACAUCAGGUCAUUAACCUCUUAAUUGUAUACAGCUGCAUGAGCAAAUCUCAACUCGUCUUGUCUUGAUUUUUAUCUUGAUGCUUGAUGAUAAAAUAGGCGAUGUUGCAUUUUUUACCUUGCUGUUAAUACGAUUAAGUUAGACACAGUCUGAAAAUUGUAUGUGCAGCUUUGUGUGUUCCAUUUUCAUUAAAUGAUACAUCAAUAACGAUGAAUUUUUGCAUUAGCGAGCGAAAAGUCAUCAAUUAGAUAUCUCUUACUAACCGAGUUCGAAGUCUGUAAUUUUCGUCAAGCGCGCGGGUCAUAAAUCAGCGCAAACUUUUGAAUAUAGUAGGCCUUACAGUAAAAUACGGCCCGCUAAAUUGACCAAUCACAGGGCGCGCACUAACUGAGCGAUACAAUAAAUUGCAUUGAAUCCCUAUAAAGUUGCGCUGCCUAUCAAACUUUUCCACAAUUUGUUUACACUUGACCUGUCUCUUUACUGCCCCCUAAAUUCUGAUCGAAAUGAAUACCGCUUGAAUAAAAAUAAGUUUACAUCAUUUCUUUCGAGCCUCUGCACUCAAAGUUAGUUCUCUGAGAGACGGCUCGAACCUUCAGUCUUACAUAGAAUUGACCCUAGUGUUUGUUGAAUACUUUAGGUUGAUAAUGUGAACAGUUUUGAAUGGGUGAAACAGCUACGUUAUUACUGGGAUCCAGACCUAGACAACUGUGUUGUGCGCAUGUCUAACUCCUUGUACAUCUAUGGUUAUGAGUACCUUGGUGCCUCACCUCGUCUGGUCAUCACACCACUUACAGUAAGACAUACUUUAAUAACAAAUCUUCAUUGAUUUAUCUGUGUACCUAUGUGUACAUUUUUAAAAAGGAUUUUGUAUCGCUGCCGCGUGGAAAUAUCUUAGCUCGGUGCCCUUACUGCGUUUGUAUACGUUGCUUAUGUUUCAUUAAAUACAUCGCGACUCUCGCGGCGACAGAUCAGUGCGACAGGUUUUUGUGGUAAACCACUAGGUAGGUAUUGCUUACCAAACAAAUUGCUUGAAUUUAUUUUACAGCUGAAAUUACACAGAUUCAAACCAGUUUGAAUUCGUGCGACUCAUUGCAGCACAACAUUCUGUCGUAGAAACAAUUUUUUUGACAAAAAGAGCAGCUGUGACGUAUUGCAAUAGUUUGUUGAUUAAUUUGUGUUUACCUCAACAUGUGACAAGACACAUAUGUAACGUCGUAACUCCAACCUGAAAUAAAUUUCUUUCAAAAGAGAGAAGCAUUUUACCAGGGACGUACUUGAACCAACUCAGUCAGAGAAGAACAAAAGGUGUCUUUUUUUUGUUUGAAGGAUCGGUGCUACUUGUGUUUGAUGGGAGCGCUACAGCUUGACUUGGGAGGAGCACCCGCAGGGCCUGCCGGGACAGGAAAAACAGAAACUACUAAGGUAAUCCUGCAGACCUGCAUAACAAAGUUUUAUUUGUUGAUAAGCCAUAGUUUCACUCUUGGUGUUAUGUUAUGUCAGAGGUAGCAAAAGAAUAUUAUGAGAAAUCUAAAGUUCUAGCAUUUCUGGUUGCAUCCGUUAAACUAACAACUGUGUGGAACAUCUUCUUUGAUCAGUUGAUAACGUGAACUGAAUGAGAUGAGAGAAUAUAAGAAACUUCGAAGUCAGUUUUUUAAACUGUCCUUUUAUAGUCUAAGAAUUGUGGUCAAAUCACUUCCAACUAGAGGAUUUGCUGUUUCGUAUUGAGUUCCACUAGGUCACAGUGAUGUUGCUGUCAGCCAAUUACUUAUUUUGUCGUACAGGGAAAAUCAUGAGAGUUCAAUGUAAGAAAAUACGCUUUAAGCAAAAUUUGUGCUGGAAAUUAUUUGAAAUUUAUCACCCGGAAGUUUUCCUCAACCAAGACAGUAAUCAUCCUGUAUAUUCGCGGGUUUCCUUCGAACUUUCCCGGUAAACUAGAAUUCGUCAGUCGAACACCUCCGGAAUCAAGGGCCUUCGUCAAAUUUCGCUCUCGGUAGUUGGUCACUUAUGUAUGGAAAAUUUCAUAGACCUCGUCCCGUACAAGAAGUGUUCUGUUUUGUAAUCAUAGUUCAAUAUCUUUUGUGUGAUUUUGUACGCAGGACUUAGCCAAGGCCCUUGCUAAACAAUGCGUGGUGUUCAACUGCUCUGAAGGAUUGGACUUUAAGAUGAUGGGACGGUUCUUCUCUGGCUUGGCUCAGUCAGGAGCUUGGUGUUGUUUUGAUGAGUUUAACAGAAUUGACAUCGAAGUGUUGUCUGUUAUUGCUCAGCAACUUCUCACCAUAAGAAACGCCAAAGUGGCUAAGGUAAAGUUUUGUACCAUCCUAUGGACUUGUAUCACGGCUGGUUAGCUUGACGCUCUUUUAAAUUUUUAAAGUAAAAAUCUUUGAGAAGAUGUUUUGUUCCUUUAGGCUUCCCGUUUCAUGUUUGAGGGGCGUGAAAUCAAACUUGUUCCAAGCUGUGCAGCAUUCAUCACAAUGAACCCUGGAUAUGCUGGUCGAACAGAAUUACCAGAUAACUUAAAAGCUUUGUUCAGACCGAUGGCUAUGAUGGUGCCAGACUAUGGUGAGUAAACGAGUAUUACAGCGUACUCCUUAGUCGGUCGGUAACCAUGGAACCUUUUUCGAGUAUUAACCUAGCUUGCCAUAGAGUAACAUAGCGGUCAAACGUCUUCACACGUGCGAAGGUUGUGAGACUAGGUGGUGUGCUUUCAGGCUGUCGGAACUUCAUGAUCUUACACGAGUUACAUAAAACCACACAAAAAAAGUAAGUCACGGUGUUUUAACCCUGUGACCCCUGAAAAUGACUGGCAUCUAAUGUCUCCUUCAAAUAUCAGCUACGAAUCAAACAUUAAGUUAAUGAGACCAAGGGAAAUGAUCUACAACUAAAGAACUCUUGACUGUUAAACAAAUUCUCCUUUUCAGACCCUUAAGAAAUGUAUAGAGAACACUAUGGAGAAUAUGCAUACUGAUGUUGGGAUGUAAAGGGUUAAGAGCUUGUAAUAUAAUAUUAUAUGGUAAAUCAACAGGAUACCCGUACCUGAACAAACGUUGUGUUCCAAAAGUCUCGAGUUCCCUACUUUUGUUUCUCUUAACUGAUUUCUGUGAACGUUUCAAUUUUCUUUCGUUUAUUUUGCGAGACAGCGGUUGUUUCGUCUUUUCCUACGAAAGUUUGCGCAGGAAUUUGGUGCACGGGCGGCCAGAAUUGGCCGACUAUGUCUGACUUUUGACCGCUGUGUUCCGUAGAGUUCUCUUUGGCUUAAUACGAGGUCUGGGGCUUAGUUCUUACCGAGGACUUAGUUUUUCCUUUCUCUCACACUACAUUUCAUCUCAUAUCUCUUCUUCAUUUUAUCACUGAACUAAAAAAUAACCAUUUUUCCCCUUUAUUUAUUUAUUGAAGUAUAUUUGUUACCAUUACCAGUUAGAUGUUCUGUGGCUUUGUCGUUGGUGUCAUGGUUCAAAUGUUUCUUCGGUUUAAAAGUUUUCAAUUCAAGUAAAAAUUUGAAGCCCAAGAUAUGUCUAUUAAUGAACCUUUAAACUAUUUUUGAUAGGAGAGUCAAAACAAUUAUUUCUCUCAUUGUAGCCUUGAUUGCGGAAGUGAUUCUGUAUUCCGAAGGCUUUGAAUCCUCUAAAAACCUGGCUCGUAAGAUGGUGCAGAUGUACCGACUGUGCAGUGAACAGCUUUCUCAACAAGAUCAUUAUGACUUUGGUAUGAGAGCUGUCAAAUCUGUGCUUGUUAUGGCCGGAGCGCUGAAGAGAGGAAAUCCUAAUCUGAAUGAAGAUAUCGUGCUGAUCAGAGCUCUUAGGGACAGCAACUUGCCCAAAUUUCUCAAGCAGGACGCCGAGCUCUUCAGAGUAAGUACUUCAGGACACAGUUGUAAUAUAUUUUUUAAGGAAUUGUCAUUUCUGCGAAUCAGUAUUGCGAAGAUCGCGUAUAUAUUCGAAUUGUGUUCUGUUUGAAUGUUGCUCUUAACCCCAUAACUCUAAGAGGUGAUUAACGUGUAACUUCUCCCUAUAAUGUCCACAAAUUAUCCAGUAAAGAAAUGAUGAGAAUACUCAAACUCAUCAGGUAGCAGUUGUUAUCUUGAUCUAACACCAAGUUCUCAUGGCUACGUUAAAGGAAAUGCAUGGCAGCUAGGGGGGGAGAUUUAACAAACAGAUCUUGUGAGUGAAAGGGUAAACUGAUUGGUUCCGUUAUUCUUUUUUCUCAAGGCCAUCCUAUCAGAUCUUUUCCCCGGUAAAGAAAUUCCAGAUCACGAUUACGGCAAGCUACAAGCUACUAUAGAGGAAUGCUUGCUCAAGAAAGGUUGUCAGGUGCGGCAUCCUCUUUAUUGACAGUUAACGAAGUGAAGUGGAAUCUGAAUGAAUUAAUGUUCGUUAGAGUAGUGUAACAAUAUGGUUUGACUCGUGCGUGAAUGGAAAUAAGUAUCUUUUGGUUUGUAAAAUGGUUGUAGUGGUGUUUUGAGGCGGCAGAAAUUACACCAAAUUGUCUGUGACACUGACACCACGUCUUUUGCACUGAAAAGAUUUGAAAUGUGAGUUAUUGUCGUCAGGGUAAUUUAGUAUUAUCAACUGAGUUUAGAAGGUAAAUGGGCCACCGUAAAAAGUGUCAAAGCUGGAUUUUUAUCAGCCAUGUACAGCUGUUUCGGACAGAAUGACCAGUCAAGAUGUCAAGUAAAUGAUGCUUGUGUGGGAUGACUUUUUCACCAGAGAACGUUGAAAUAUGUUACGGAUGAUAACAGUGCUAUGCCAAAUCUAUUUCAUCAUUUUGCAUCCCACGCUGCUCAUCUCACAAAUCAAAGCUUGUCAAUCGUGGUGGUUAUGGAAUUCCACAUAUAACUUGCUUUUAUUCAUCUAGGUUGUUCCUUCAAUGGUGAAAAAGACGAUCCAGUUGUACGAGACAAUGAUUGUUCGGCACGGUGUGAUGACUGUAGGACCCACUGGAGGAGGAAAGACAACGAGUUAUGAGGUGAGCAGAUAGUACGUCAUUCAAUGAUCACAUACGCAGGGGUUUCGAUUACUUUUUCAUAAGCGGCUGGCGAUGGUGUAAUAUGCGACUGUGCCCAGAAAAGGGGCUGUAAGGCGAAACCGAAACACGACAGUUUGCUUGUAGACUUCGUUGAGAGGUCUUAUGGCCAGCGGUAGACCGUCAGUAUCUGGCUUUUAAUGUAACCCCUGACAAAUUGUAAUGAAUAAGAUGAACUGUGUGUGGACUUAGUACGGAAUUAAACUUCUAAUCUUCUCUUUAUAAAAGUGUGUUAAUUGUUCGAUGGAGGCCACACUUAUCAUUGCUUUCAUAACAUUUAGGUUCUCAAAGACACUCUGACAACGUUACACGAGGAAGGAGACGAAAAUCCUUAUUACCAAAAAGUUCGCACAUACGUGCUGAAUCCCAAGGUAUGGUCGUCUUUUGCCGUUGUUAACAAUGCUUCUUCCAAGCGAGUCAUUGCGCUUUGUUAGCACAUUUAUCAGUUACUCUUAUCUGUUACUACAGGCUGUUAGCAUGGGAGAACUGUAUGGGGAAAUUAACAAGCUUACAAUGGAGUGGAGAGACGGACUCAUGGCCGUCACUGUUAGAGUUUGUGUUCAGGUACGAUGCAAUGUCAUGGCCUGUGACAUGGCUGGUGGUAAUGUUAGCUGCAUGUAUUGAAAUGAGCUGAUCAUUUUAAUCUUCUCCUUAAACUAACAACUGUUUUAUUGCUCCGGUAUAACACAGGACACUACUGAGGAUCACAAGUGGAUUGUCUGCGAUGGUCCUGUGGACGCUCUAUGGAUCGAAAACAUGAACACUGUUUUGGAUGACAACAAGAUGCUUUGCUUGGCUAACAGUGAGAGAAUAAAGCUCAACAACACCAUGCACAUGUUGUUUGAGGUGCAGGAUCUUGCUGUUGCAUCCCCAGCUACAGUCAGCAGGUAUGGCUCCUACGCCGAUUAACAAUGUUUUUGAUUUUAAAAUGCUAUUUGGAAAUGAUUUGUCAUCUAAACUUUUGAGUACAGGCUCAAUUGACGUAUUUGGUGGCCAGCAUCCUCGUGUACAGUCCUUCACGGUAUUUGUGUGUGUUUAUUUCAGGUGUGGUAUGGUAUAUAUGGACCCUUAUGAAUUGGGCUGGAGGCCUUACGUCAAGUCCUGGAUGCAAAGAACGUGUACAAAGAUGAAAGACGAAACAAAGGUAUCUACCUGUUACCGUGUAUACGUGUAAGUUCACCAUCCAUAGGUGUCAAAUCAAUCGCAGAAGGUUAGGAAAUAUAUCGUAUUCGGUUUGUUGUUCAAACACAGGCGGACAAAUCCACAAUUAUCGAAAAAAAAAUGGCAUGGAUUUGUCGCGAGAAUUUUUAGGUAAGAAGUCUGUAUUUGGACAUUCGGUUUUAAAGCAGUGAAGCUUACAAAAUUCGAUUCUUAACCAAAUCUGGGUUUUGUUUCCAGCUGCUCUCUUGUACGUCUUUCAAAUUUUCAACCGUUUUUCGUACAAUUCUCUAUCGGCUGAAGAUGCUGACAGUAUUGAGUGGGUUGUACUGAGUUACCAGAUAUAAGACCUUAUCUGAUACUCGGCUUUUAUAAACCCACUGUCCAAGGCACGAUACCUUGAGUCUAAAAGGAAGGUUCACAAAAUUGAUUAAAUAUAUAUGAAACAUAUUCCCUAUCUUAAUGGCAGUAUCUAGUACAAGAGGACACAAAACAUUUUUGCACCUUUGGGGCCCCGGUCGAAACACUUUUCAUGAAUUUUCUUUUAUUCCGGCCAAAAUUGAGUGAUUACGUCUUAUAAGUGCAGCCGUAAUAGAGUACCGUGAUCAUAACUCUGAUUUCUGCUCACCUUUUCUUACAACUUUUGUUUGCAGGAGUAUCUGAUGAAUUUGUUUGAGAAUUACGUGGAUAACGGACUCAACUUUGCAAGGAAGAAAUGUGUACAAGCCAUGCAGCAGGUAAACUGGGCUCAAAUAUCAUUGUUAGAUAGGCCACAUUGGAACAUUGGAUGAUUGGAAAUUGUUACAAGUUCCAGGACGAAAUUUGAAAAGUUCCCAUUGCUCUGUAGUUUCCAGUGAAGACAUUUAAAGUCUUGUAAGGAGACUCGUGUCCUUUCAUACAUUUGUGGAAAGUUUGUAACAGGCAACGGGACGAUAUAGGUGUAUCCCAACUAUAACCCUGAAUACCUCUCUUUUUUCAGGUGGACAUAAAUAAAGUGACAACUAUGUGCUGCCUUCUGGAGAGCUUUUUCUUCCCAGAGAAAGGAGGCCCAGAUUUUAACAUGGACGCCAACAAGUUGCACUCGCUUAUUUGCACCGCCUUCCUCUUCUCUUUCCUGUGGAGUAUUGGAGGCAACUUAGUAGAGUCUUCUAUGGACGCUUUUGAUACGUUUUCGAGGGAUUUAUUCUCAGAUACACAGGAUGUGAAGGUUAGGGGAAAAUGAUAAAGCUAAUAAAUGAAUUGCUGUUGGAUCGCAAACUAAAACCACUACAGUCAACCCUCUCAAGCGAAAAUUAGAGCACCAUCUUACCAAAAGUUCUCAUUUAGUUAUCUUUAAGUAAUUUAUUCUUUUCCCAACGUUUAUUUAACUAAUAUUAUUGAGCGCAUUCAUAUCCUUACAUUAUAAACUCUUUAUUUCCACCACCGAUCAUUAACUGGAAAGUUAUUCAAUUACUGGCAACCAGGCCUCUUUAACUUGUUCAGGUUGUUAUUGUUGUUGCUUUUUUUUCGGGCUGUCAGUUACCGUUUAUUCUCAUUAUUUUAUGAUACGGAGACAAUUUUUGACUGUAGACAACAAAACAUAAAAACAGAAAUUCUCUGCAAGUCUUCCCAUGGUUUCCCCACAAUGGUUUUAAACAUGUCUUUUUCCCUUUGCACAGCUUCCAGGUUCAGGUGAUCUGUUCAGUUACUUUGUGGAUUUUGACACACGCCGUCUUGAACCAUGGGAGAAGAUUAUUCCAUCAUUCAAGUACAGCUCGGAGAUUCCAUACUUCGAUCUACUAGUGCCCACUGUGGACACGGUCAGAUAUGGAUUCCUGAUGGAGAAGCUGCUUGUUGUAAACAGAUCCGUCAUGUUUACUGGUACGACAGGCGUUGGCAAGGUAAGAUAGUGGAGUUCCAUUUGACAUUGUCGUCUGGAUCCAUGCUCCUUGAUUAGGGAUAGCGAGGAUAUCUAGGAAACGGAAUCAAACAAGGCGGAGUAACUAAUCCCCAGCUUCCCACAAUUUGCCUUUUUUUUGGUUCCGUUGCCAAUUAUUCGCUCUUUCCUUGACAAAGGAGCCUGGGUCAAGUGGUACGGGCUAUCGCAUGAAAAAUUUGUUUUCAUUUUCACAAUAUUUGACACGACGAAAAAUUGUUAUGACACAAAAUUAGUUAGACAGAAGUUUGACACCAACCGCAUAAUAUCACUAAGGAUGACGAAUAGAAAAGGCGUCUAACUGAACUCAAUUUUUAUUAUUUUACAGUCUGUGGUGGCGAAAGGACUGCUGACCGACAUAAGCGAUAAGGCGAACUAUGUUCCUAUCAUGAUGAACUUCUCUGCUCAGACAAGCAGCCAACGAACUCAGGAAAUGAUUGAAGUCAAACUGGAAAAGAAACGAAAAAACAUUUUAGGUUUGUAUUCAUUGAUGUGAUUAGACUUGAUAAAACUUAAUACCAUUUGAAACCUAUGAUUCAAGAAACUGAUUACUGAAUAAACAUCACAGACUUUUAUGAUGUGUGCAAGAGAAGAUUUGAUUUGAAGAAAGUAACAUGGAAUCCUUUGACUUUUGAUCGGCGAUCGGAAGUCAUAGUGAGUUGCACGAUUCUCUUGUUUCUUUAAAGAGUCAUAUGAGGAGGUUUUUAAACAAGGUUUUGUUUAUAUUCAAAGGUGCACCGGCUGGAAAAAGAAUGAUCAUUUUUGUUGAUGACUUGAACAUGCCCAAGCUGGACACGUAUGGCGCCCAGCCUCCCAUAGAGUUACUCAGGCAGUACCAGGUACCCUCGGAUUUAUUUGAUAGAGUUUAAUUCUUUCAGGGGGGUGGAACAUCUGAAUCUUUUUGUGUUUUUAUUAGAAAAGCAUUCAUAUCUAUAUAUACCCCAUUCAAACCUGCAAAACAUGUUUAGGUACACCCGGUUUCACCGAAUGAGAAUCAGAAACAGAGAAUUGAAAAACUGAAUUUUCUUUUGGUUUCAAGUAGUCACCAACUUUUAAUUUCAAAUGUGCUAAAUUUUAAGUCGACAAACAUCGGUUUAGGAAGCUGCUUUUUAAAACAUGUUUAAGUUUUGGUGUGAAUGGGGUAUAUAUCAAUACUUAGGACUAUUGUUAUAUUAAGUGAAUUUUAUUUCCUUUUGAAGGAUUUUCGUGGAUUUUACGAUAGAGAGAAACUUUUCUGGAAGGAAAUUCAUGUAAGUGCACUACGUCUGUACUACGCUAGACCUUAUGUCCUUAACUUUUUUAUUCAGGUGUGGGAGAUUUUAACCAUUAUUUUUAUGACAGGACAUGACCAUCUGCGCAGCCUGUGCUCCCCCUGGAGGGGGUAGAAAUCCGGUCACGCCUCGUUUCUUACGUCACUUCAGUAUGUUCAGUAUUCCGUCGUCUGCCGAGCACACCCUGAAACAUAUCUUCAAGGUAAGGCAAAUCAUAUUAGUUCAAAUCUUUGGAUUAAAUUGAUUUCCUUUAUUGAAAUUAUUAUCAACAAAUAUUUAUUUCAUUCCUUUUUUCAGUCCAUUGUUAGCGGCUUUUUAGUUGAUUUUCCUCAAGAUGUCAGGGGAUGUGCAGAUGCGAUUGUUGGGGCGAGGUAUAAGUUUUGUUUACUUUCUUGUUUUCCUUGAAAAAAAAAAAAAAGGUUAUUCAUGAACAGUAGUCUCCAGUUUCUGUGUUUCGGUUCUUAAUCUUCACCUCUCACGAGUGACUGAGACAGAAUUUCUCUUCAUAAUAUCCAUAUAAUAUCAAGCAGACAAGUGAGAAGAAGAAAGAAAAAAUGCCAAUCAUGGGAUUUUAGUUGAUCCAAUACGAAAUUCUCUGAGCUAACAUCAUAAGAAUUGUAUGGCAGACAGUAAGGAGAAUCACUUAUGAGGUCUUGGGAAUACAAGGGUUAAUUUAUUGUUUGUUAUUUGUGUCGAUCCUUUAAAACUCGUAUUCUUUAUUGGUUUUGAGCUUCCCUUUUGGUGUUUCUUUUCACCUCAACGAGCCUUUAUCGCAAAGUUUUAUUUAUACUUAAGUCAAUAAUGAACUUAGGAAACGUUUGUCAAAAUGUUGUAGCAUGACUGUUACAGAAUAAAACCCUAAGACUGAUGAUCCACCUGUUGAUGCCGUUACUUGCAGUCGCAUGAUAUUUUGUUUCUUAAUUUUGUCCAUGUUUGCUCUCUUUUAGUGUUGAGAUCUAUGUUCGUAUGAGUACAGACCUGUUGCCGACUCCUGCUAAAUCUCACUAUGUGUUCAACUUGAGAGAUUUGUCCAAAUGCAUUCAAGGUUAGUCUGCCAGUCAUAAUACGGUUACAUGGCUUUGACACAUUAAUGAUUGAUCUACCAUUUCAGUUACAUGAACAAUUCCGAACAUUUUAACAUGAGUGACUUUGUUAAUCAUAUCAAAGAUUUUUAUAACACGUUUUGUGCUAAUCUAUCCUUUACCAUUUCCUCUUAGGUGUACUUCAGGCAGAUCCUGGAGUUAUUAGAGACGCUGGACAGAUUUUUCGCCUGUUCUGUCACGAGGCACAAAGAGUCUUUCACGAUCGUCUCAUUAACAAAGAAGACAAACGUUAUUUUAACGCCAUUAUGUCUGAAAUGGCACAGAAACACUUCUCGCAGGUAUAUUUCUAAGUAUGAACAAUAUGUUGUCUACAGCCAAACAGUUUUAGCAACCUAUGAUAAGAAAAACCAUCCUUUUUUAUACCAAAUUACAGUUUUGGAGCUCGUAACUGUAAAGAGAAAGCGUAAGGUGAAUUCUGCUCGGGAGUUGAGCGACCUACGCCGGUUCUAUUCCCAAUUUUCAUACCAUAUGGAUGGCUGUUGGUCCAUUAAAGGCUACCCCCAGCAAUUCGCAUGGUCUCCAGCAGUUUGGUAGUCUCAUUCUAACUCCCAGGUGGAGAAAGGCAUUGUGGGAAUAAAGUGUCUUUCUUAAGGACAUAUCAAAAUUACUCGGCCAGAACUAAAAACCAAGACCUCACGGUUUAGAGUCUAGCGCCUUAAACAUUAAUCCAUCGUUUUCAGUCCUGCAGUUUAAAAAUAAUAAACUGCAAACAAUACACGCGUUUUCAAUUUUCAAUAACAUAAUGUUUUUGUAUCUUUUUAUGCUGUAACCAGAAUGUGCAAGCUGAAAAAUUUGAGACGGCCCCUAUUCUGUUUGGAGACUUUAUGAAGAUGGGUGCAGACCCCUCUGACCGGAUCUACGAAGAGCUGGCAGAUAUCUCAAAAGUGAAAAAUCUUCUGGCUGAUGUAAGUUCACCCAUAUCUUUCUUUGAUGUUCUUGGUAACCUUUAGCAAUGAUUGUGGUCAAAAAGGUGAAUCUUAAAGAUUUCCUUCUCGUGCACGUAUAAUAACAGCGACCACAACGUCUUGAGGCUAAAUUUGUGAAGUGAAUCACUUGCCAUUCUUUGAAUCGUCAUCCCAAGUAUCUAUCUGUCUUCUCAGCUUAUUGUUGCAUCUUGUGUUUCUCUAUCUUACCGAAGUAAUGUCUUGUUGUCAGUUUUAAGUUGAGUGAUAGUUAUAGAAAUGGCUCAAGAUAUGACUUAGCUCUUUUAGACAAUCUCAGACUACUGUCCGUUUUUGAGGAAGCUGAUCUGAUUGUCUCUUUAUUUAGUAUCUUGAUGACUACAAUAUGAACUCUUCCAAAGAAAUGAAGCUUGUGUUCUUUAUGGAUGCCAUAGAACACGUGUCAAGGUCAGCUUUUAGUGCGUACACUGUCUGUGAAGCUUUUUAAAAGCUCCUUCCUUGCAAUCGACGGGUUUAUCUGAGCGAGAGUUUGUUUGUUUUUUGUAGAAUCGCCCGAAUGGUUCGCCAGCCUCGCGGGAAUGCUCUGCUUGUUGGUGUAGGAGGAACAGGAAAACAGAGUCUUACCAGGUAACUUGCCUCAUAAUCAUUCUCUUUAAACUUCUCCAUGAUUCACAAUGGGGAAUUUUUGAUAGUCAAAAUGUCGAUUCAUGACAAAAAAAAUUUUAUCUAGGUCGUGAUGGCUAAUCAUAAUAUUUGGAUGAACAGAUUUGAAAAAAAGUUAAUUUUCUGGCGUUUUACUUUAGGUUGGCAUGUCAUAUGUCUGGUUACCUUUGCUUUCAAAUCGAACUGACUCGUGGCUACGAUUACUCCUCCUUCCGGGAAGAUCUUAAGAAACUGUACACGUCAGCUGGAGUGGAAGGAAAAAACACAGUUUUCUUAUUCACUGAUACUCAGGUAUUUACGUCUGUUGAAUGUCAAGGUUAUUAAUGUAAGCAUAUUUUGAGUGCCACUAGGAGAGCUGUAACUAAGUAAGUGCGGUUGUAAAUUAAAAAAAUUGGAAAAUUUCUUAACCCUUUAACUUCCAUGAGUGACCAAGACAAAAUUUCUCCUUACAAUAUCAAUACAAUAUCAACCAGGUAAGUGAUGAGAAUAAAGAAAAAUAUCAAUUUGGGAAUAAUUGCUUGAUUCAAUACUAAAUUCUCUGUACUAACAUUAUAAGAAUUGUAAUGGUUGACAGUAAGGAGAAUUAAAAAUUUGAUGUGGGAGUUUAAGGGUUAAGGAGCCAACGAAAGACGAUGAAAAUGCCUGAACCUCAGGAAAGGACACGUAAUCAAGUCUCGAUUGGUUUAAGGUUUGCUUUCGAUUGUUCAGAGGUUGGCGCUGGUUUUUUAAUAAUGCAAAGUUUUUUUUUUGAAGGGACAUUCAACACCAGGGUUUGUUUUAAGACGAUCACUUUGGUGCUGUAUAAAGACGUGGUAUUACUCUUAAAGUGAAACAUUAAACGAUAUUAAGUGCCCUAGAAUGAGGGUCAUAUUAUUAAAUCUUUAUUUCAAUUUAAAUUUUAUGCAGAUCGUCGUUGAGGAGUUUCUGGAAGACAUCAAUAACAUCUUGAACUCUGGCGAGGUACUGAUAAUGUUUUUGUUUAUACGACUACUGUUCUCUUCCUUCGUUAUCCAAUGACUCUUCAGGAAUGUUUCUGAAGAUUUGUGAUAGGGUUUUUUUUUUUGGCUUGCUUCUAAGUUCCACGGGCUAGGCAAAAAUAAAAAAAAGAAUUGAUGAAUUGAAAGUUGGACCGUUCCAUCAAAUGCUCCUUGCUUCACUGAAUUUUGUUUUUUGAAAUUGUCAAAAUGUGUUAGUGCACCAACGUGGAUAAAAUAGCAGUCUGCAUUGUGUUUAUCAUCAGGUUCCAAACCUCUUUGAACCAGAAGAGUAUGAACAAGUGCUGAAUGGAACCCGACCGCAUGCGAAGGACGCUGGUGUUCCUGAAGGCGAUAGGUGAGUAUUGGUUCUGAUACUGAACCUCACAGCUCUCUACUAUUUGUCAUUAACAUAUAUGGCUGUUUUUUAUUGUUAUGUAGGUUUUUAAAUUUCUUGUCGUUUUCUUCAAUGUCAGGGAUGCUGUGUUCAAUCACUUCAUCAGCCGUGUUCGGAAUAACCUUCAUGUGGUAUUGUGCAUGAGUCCUGUGGGAGAUGCAUUCCGUACUCGCUGCCGUAUGUUCCCUUCUCUGGUUAAUUGUUGUACUAUUGACUGGUUUACCGAGUGGCCAAGGUCAGUUCACUGCAACAAAACUAAAUAGUUUCCCGAGGGAUCAUACAUUAAGACUUUCCCUUAGACAAUCAUAUGGAAAAAACAUACUAUUGUAUUCGGCGCGCGGGUAACAACUGCGCAAUUGUAUCCCGGUCGGGUUGCAUCUGAAUUUGAUCAGGGGCACGUGACCAAGAAUCAAUCAAUCACGUUGCUCAUUUUGUUGAGUGAAAGUCUAGGUAUAUAACAAACGUGGAUCUUAACCAUAGACAUGCUCUCAGUCCGGCUAGCGUACUAACAAAUGUUUUAGUUUGAUUGGUUCUUAACAGUCUGUAUUUGUUACUUUAUUUGGUUGGUGGUUUUUCCGUAAACAAGCGCUUUGUGAAAAACAGCAAAUGAAAUUUAGGAAUCGAAUGCUAAUAGUUGAAGAAACUUAACUUCCUCGCCAAUGCUAGGCAAUAAAAAUCAAGGAAAAUCUUUAGCGAGCAAGUUGCCAAGGGUCAGCUAGUAAACCGAGAAUUGAGGAAAUUAAUUUAAAGCUGAUGUAUCAAAUAAGAUGCUUGCUCUGACAAAAUAUUUCAUGUCUGAUUAUCACUCAUUGUGCUAUUAAUACAUUUAUUUGUAGUAGGACUUCGUGUCUUACAAUUAAGGAAUAAUCGUGCUUGUAGCUACUUGCCGAUUAAUCCCUGCAUUUGAAUCCAAUCAGUCCUAUUGCCAUCACUAAUCGCCGAAUUUCUAUGGAUUUGUUUUGAAAGCCAUUGAAAAGGCGACUGAUUUGUGUUGUGUUAUCUCUGGCUGACCGUUUUGAAACACCUUUCGUUUUGGCAGGGAAGCUUUAUUGUCUGUCUCAAAGAACUUUUUCGAAGAAGUGGACUUGGGUGCAGGAGAUGUUAAGGUCAGAACGUCCUACAUUUUGUUCACCUUCAAUUUUUUAAGGUCAACUGCUCACCAAAACUGUUGUUUUGUCAUCACGGAUAGGCCUGGCUUAGCAUUUUGGAGAUGUUAAGACAAACUAUCCUUAGAGACCCUUGAGGCCUUUCCAGUUGUUGGCUCUUGGACUUCUCUUCCUUUUUAGAUGCUUUUGACACUGUUUCUUUAUUUUUCUAUGGUAGGAGAGAGUUGCCGAAAUGUGUGUUGAAAUUCACACCAGUGUUAGCUCUAUGGCGGACAGGUUUUACGCCGAACUGCGUCGUCGAUAUUACACAACCCCAACCAGUUACCUUGAGCUUAUAAACCUGUAUCUGUCCAUGUUAGAUGACAAACGAAGGUAUGAUAUUUUUACUGUCCUUGAUGACAAAAAUAUAGCGAACAUCACCGACUACUCACGACCUUCCUCCUAAGAAGAUCAAAGUCUUUUUUAUUUUGGGAGACACGGUGGCUUAAUUGCUAGCGCUCUGGACUUCGGGUCGAGAGGUCCGGAUUUGAGAUUUUACUAAUUCAAAGCGAUGUGUUCUUUGGCAAAACACUUAACUCUCCCCGUGCCUCUCUCGACCCAGGGGUAUACAUGGGUCUAGGCGAAUUGUCAGCGAAGCCUGAUGAAAUGCCGGGGGAGGGGGAUCUAACCUUGCCAUGGACUAGCAUCCCAUGCUGGGGGAAUUAGUGAUGCUACUCGCCCGCAUUUUCUGUUCGCAUCUGUGAAGAGGUCUGAGAGCUACCACUCUGUCGUGUUUUAAUUUACUGUAUCACUCAUGUAUUUUCCAGACAGCUGAUUGGUGCACGUGACCGUGUGAAGAAUGGCUUGAAGAAGCUUCUGGAAACUAACGACUUGGUCGAUAACAUGCAGGUCGAGUUAGUGGCUUUAGAACCGCAGUUAAAACAAAAAUCACUUGAUGUAGAAAAGCUGAUGGACAAACUACAGACUGAUCAAGAGGAAGCCGACAAGGUCUGUGUCCGAUUAAAAACGAAUGUGUUCUCUACCUUUAUGUUUAAGCUGUGUUCCUUUGUCCUCGCGCUUAUUAUGAUGGCCCGCUCUUGGAUUUGAGAAUAUGCUGACAUCACAAUUUAUGAACACCUCACUUUUGUUUGUGAGCAUCUCUAGGUAGUUGUGCCUUAUUUCCUCUCCAUGGUAUUUUGAUAAAACACCUGCAAAAUUUCCCUUCUUUAACUAAACCAUUAAAAGGCUUAGAGUCUCUUUCAAAUAAGUUUUUAUUAUAUUAUUACCAAUUAGACAAUUGGAGAAUUUCCAUUCACUUCUUCAGGUGAGAAAAGUCGUUUCAGCGGAAGAGGAAGUAGCCAAAGGAAAGGCAGAUGAAACCCAAGCUAUUGCAGCGGAAGCUCAGAAAGACUUGGACGAGGCUUUACCUGCUCUGGACGCCGCUAACAAGGUAUAUUUCUAGACUAGCCCCCAGGUUAAGCAGAAUUGAAGCUUUGUAAAUAAUGAAAUUAAUGAUACAGUAUUGCACUGCUGGUUUUUAGGUCGGUGUGCUUCACUGACAAUAAUGAAAUGGACUUGUAGCUCGUUCAGUGGAAAAUAUCACCACGCAUUGUUGCUUCUUGCGACUACUGUGGGAAUAAAGUCCUGCUGUUUGAGCCUUACUGCUCGUAAGCCCAUUUAAGUUCUAUUUGCUUCCUGUUCUGGUUAUGCUGAUAAAAAGCUGCAAGUUCAUUGAAGUUUGAAGGUAACUGAUUAUCUCUGUCACUUUUAGGCCCUUGACUCUUUGGACAAGUCUGAUAUAUCUGAGUUACGUGUGUUCACCAGUCCCCCUGAGCUCGUCAUGACUGUUAUGGAGUCCAUCUGUAUUCUGUUGAACUCAAAGUAAGUUGAUUCUGUUUGUAGAAGAUGUUCAUUUUAGCAAAACAACCGAAGGUGUCUUUGAUAGAUGUUAUUAUUAAUCAAAGGCCUUUUUUCCGAAUUUGCAAAUUUUGUCAAGCUGCAUUCGUCAUCCUAUGUAGGAGAGACGCGAGUUUUUGUGAUACUAUUCAAUUCCCAAGGGGAAUGUGGCUUCGUUUCUCAGUUGGUAGUAGCACCCAACUAUAGUAUCUGGAAGGGAGGCGUGGGUUCAAUUCCUGUUGAAGCUUGAAUUUUUGAAUCAAUAUCAGUAUCUGGGCAACUGCCCACCUACCCCUCCCCUAACCCAACAACAGUCUAUUGAUAACAAGUUAGGGUUAAUGUUGGGUUAGGGGAGGGGUAGGUGGGCAGUUGCCCAGAUACUGAUAUUGAUCCGAAUUUUUCAGGCUCAUUCCUUUGCUCGAUGUAGAAAUCUACAUUACUAACUUGCAAUUGGGCAUUAGAGCAAAAAUUUUCAUUCCUCGUUCCGAAGACAUAAUGUGUUGAAGAAUCUGAGUGGAACGUAUUGAUUUUCGUGGAAUGUUUUCAUAGGAAUGUUGCUUUUCAUCGUUUGAUAUUUUGUUGAUCAUUUAAUAAUGUACUCCUUAGGCCCGACUGGGCAGCGGCAAAAUCUCUGCUGGGUGACGCCAAGUUUUUGACCAGGCUUAUGGAAUAUAAUAAGGUACUGAAUACUUCAUAUCUAAGUAACUCUUUUCAAAUUAAAUAUUUAUUAUUACUCAGAGUGUUUCAUCACACCUCCUCCAUAAAAUUAGUUAUAAUUCUUGCUUUUGAUAUUUCUUUCAUAAGCACAUUAGCUAGUUUAGUAAGGUAUUUCCAAGCUUUACAAAUCGCCACAAACUACUGAUUAAUUGUUUAAGAUGUGUGAUGCAACAUCUACUUGGUAUUCGUGUGCUUAGAAAUAUGUGCCUACCAUCCGAUUAAGAUUUCACCUCGUUUUUUCUUUGCAAAAUUUUGAUUCUUUUAAACUAUUCUUUUUAUGACGUUCUGCUCCCCUAUUUGUGCAGGAACUUGAAUUUGUAACAAAUUGUAUAUAGGAAUUAUAUACCCUCUAUGCUUGUUUUGUUUCCAGGACAAUAUCCCUGACUCUACUCUGAAGAAACUGAAAAAAUACAUCGACAACCCAAAGUUCACGCCAGAAAAUGUGGAGAAAGUUUCGAAGGUGUGUUAAUCAGCCAAAUAUCAAUAAUUAGUCCGUCUUUGCGGCGAAUAAUUGUCUUAAUAAAAAAAUUAACGUGUAUCCAGUGACUGAAACAGCCAGAAAAAGAUGUUGCUUGCAGACGAUAAAAACCGUAAAGCUUUUGAGUCUGUCGCCAUUUAGCAAUCUUUUCCCCCCGUGUUUUCUUUUCUGUUGACCUCUUUUUCAGGUGUAGAAGGCCUAUAGAUAUUAUGGGUAUAGUUGCUGGAAAAACCCCGAGUUCAAUACAUGAACACUACGUAGUUUUAUACUGUUUUAAUAAACCUUUUGGAUAAAAGUCGUGCGAUCGUCUCGAGCCGCAACGUUUGUUUCGCUUGUUGAUAUUAUUAAAGCUCGCGCUAUGUUUGCAUCUAGAUAUCGCGCGGUCAAAAACCCUUUAGAACCUCCUUUAAUUCAACUUGAGGGAGAGGGAGUAAAGGAACUUCGUAUCAGAAAAGUUACGCACGUGCUUUUCUGACGUUUUACAAGGCUUUUUCGUAGGACAUUUGCCAGAUUAUUGUUUGGUAAGAGGGUUCAAAGUCAGUAGUUGAUCAAGGUUAUCUCAGAUAGCCGGGUACAUGUAGCGGUGAUUGUUUUAGUUCUUAAUAAUCUGUGCAACGGACUUUAUUUCCUCAGGCUUGUCGGUCCAUGGUGAUGUGGGUACGCGCUAUGGAUUUGUAUGCUCGGGUGUUCCGUACGGUGGAGCCAAAGAAAAAGAGGUAUGUAUUAAUAAUUAAAACUGAAUGUCAUUCUCAGUGUUAUAUUCCAAACGUAAGUCUGUAUCAUUCGACUCCGAAUUUGAUUAUCAGCUAAUGUUGUGACAGUCAAUAAUUUUAGCGCGUUUGGUCACUGAUCAAGGUGGCUGUUGGAAGUACAGACAUUUUAACGAGCAUAAAUAAACACCAACCCUUGAGCCGUCCUUAAUCACAAGUUACCUUUCUUCAGACUUGCUGCUGCACAAGUGGAAUUAGAUGCUGUUAUGGCGACAUUAAAAGAAAAACAAGAUAGCCUGGCUGCGGUGGAAGAAAAGGUACCCGUAUAUAGAACGAUAGGGUGCGAGACAAAGAUUCUCUCUUCAGAUUACUUGUGGUUGACGGUUGUGGUGGUUCUUGCUUUUCAUUUUCUGUCAAUUUCUCCUUAAAUUUGAGCAUCAAAUACACAUUUAAGAGUGAGAUGUAGGGCUCUUGCUAAGUCUUGCAUUCUUAAUAAAGGGCUGAAGUUUGCCAACUGAAUUUCAGGACCUGGACGGAAAAAAAAUCGUUGAGUGAGAUUCUUUUUAAGGUAGCUGAAUGUGUUAUCGGCGUAAUCGGAGCAUUUCGUGGUUUUGAAAACUGCUGUUCUGCGCAGACCAUCUUAUUUCCUUUAAAGUUUGAGUCUAAUAAAAAUUACAGUGGUGAUUUGGACUAUAAUUUUUGUAAACAAAAAAUAUCUACGAACUGCGUCAAUAGUCGCUGCUUCGAUUAGCAUCGAAUGAGACCUGCCUAACAUAAAAUUUAAUUUAAUGGAUAAGAGUCGGGCAACUUUCAGAUACUGAUUGUACACAAAACAAGCCGCUCAAAGACAAUAUUUUGAAUAAGUAUGCUCCAUUCGAUUAUUAAUACUUACAUAUUUCCAACCAAAGAUUGCAGAGCUUCAAGCAGCCUAUGACAAUAGUAUUGCUGAGAAGGAAACGCUGACAAAGAACAUCGCACAAACUGCGGCUCGUUUGAAGAGGGCAUCCAAGCUAACAACAGCCCUGGGAGAUGAACAGGGACGCUGGACAGAGAAUGUGGCGGUAUGUCAUCAAUAGAUAAUCAGAAUGUUUUCAUUUAACGGUUUGUCUGUUGUAAGGCACAUCCCUGUUUCACAAAGUUCGAACAGCGUUAUAUUUUACUUUCGAACUCAGUGCACUCUUUCAUAAUCUGGUUUGUUCUUUGGAGAAUCGCUCGCAAGGAGGUGAACUCCUCUGAGAGAGGGGUGGGGAGAAGGGUAGAUUUGUCUGAACAUUACUGAGCGAAAUUUAAUGCUUACUUCCCUUUUCAAAUGUCAGGCAUUUGAAUUAGAGAUUGGUAACGUGGUCGGAAAUGUUUUCGUGGCAGCAGCUUGUGUGGCUUACUUUGGUGCGUUUACAAGUCUCUACCGCCAGGAGCUGAUCUCAUCUUGGAUCCAACGCUGUAAAGAAUUGGAAAUUCCUGUGUCAGAUGACUUUAGUCUCAUCAAUGUGCUGGCCGAUCCUUUUGAAAUAAGACAGUGGAAUGCAGAUGGGCUUCCGAGGGAUUCGGUAAGUUGGGAUAGGCUUCCGAAAGUAAGUCGUGAUACAUGCCCCAAUUCAGAUUUUUCCCCUUAGGUAUUGCUUAAAAAAAAGCUCGCAACACUUUUUUUGCAUUUCUUACUUUUGUUGUCGUCGAAGAAACAGAGAAAUUUUUUUCUUACACUCUUGUUUUUUUCCUUAGUAGCUUAUUUGUCAGCUUUUGUAAAUUAUUUUUCCUGUAGGUGUCAAUCGAGAACGCCAUUUUGGUGACCAGGGGCCGGCGAUGGCCUUUAAUGAUCGAUCCCCAGGAUCAGGUUAGUUUCAGUAAGAUUUACAGAACCACAAACAAAUAAAUAAGCUAGCGAGCGAAGAGAAAUCAGUCAGUAAGUCUGAUAGACAGACAGAUAGACAGGUAGACACUUAGACAGACAGACUGACUCAGUCAAACAGGCAUGGACAGACUGAUUCAGACAGACAGACAGACUUGGACAGACAAACACAGAGUAGACAGACAGACAGAUUAUCGGAGUCAAAACGAUAAGGACAAGUAUGUUUUUUGUUUUCUGACGAACUGUUUAGGCCAACCGUUGGAUCCGAGCAAAAGAAGCCAAGAAUGGUCUUAAAGUGAUCAAGCUUACCGACCAGAACUUCUUGCGUACCCUUGAGAACUGUAUCCGUAUCGGGAUGCCUGUGUUACUAGAGGAAGUCGGCGAGACACUGGACCCUGCUCUGGAACCAAUCUUAUUGAAACAGACUUUUACACAGGUAAAUUGAAAAAAUGUUGUCGUGACUGCCACAACCAGUCGUGUUGUAGACAUAGUGAUAUGGUUGUCUUUUGUUAUCUUCAUUGUUUUCUUUUGUGAUGCAGAUUUUCUUUUCUCGUGUAGGGUGGACGUCUGUUGAUCCGUCUGGGUGAUAGUGAUAUUGACUAUGACAAGAACUUCAAGUAUGUUACUCAUUUGUUACUUUACAUUUAACUAAAAUAUUGGAGAAUAGUUUUUUGGCUUCUGUUACAAUAGCUAUCAUCGUUAAACUAUUACAUUUUUCACUUUCAGGGAGAUAAAAAACCUUUUUCAUUCCACAAAAAUAAGCUCAACAACAUUGGUUAAAUGUGAUAAAAAAUUGUUAAACGUCACACAUUAAUUGUUAUCUGUUUUUUUUGACGUCAGGUUUUAUAUGACAACUAAACUGGCCAAUCCUCAUUAUCUACCUGAAGUGUGCAUCAAAGUGACCAUUAUUAACUUCACCGUUACUAAGUCAGGCCUUGAAGAUCAGCUGCUCAGGUAUUCUGACUUGUAAUUGCUGGAAUUUCUCGGGCUGAAUGUUUGAUUUUGAUAUAAAGCGAAAUUGAACGUUCAUGGUAUGAUUGUUACUCGAAGCUGAUUUCCGCAAAUUUCCUUUGCAGUGAUGUUGUUCGUCUAGAAAGACCAGAUCUGGAAGAUCAGAGAAAUCAGCUUAUUAUACGAAUAAACUCCGACAAAAACCAACUUAAGGCCAUCGAGGACAGAAUCCUUAAACUUUUGUUUCACUCUGAAGGAAAUAUUCUUGAUGACGAAGUGCUUAUCAACACUCUCAAUGAAUCCAAGGUGAGAGCACACGAGUACAUCACCUCCAACGAUCAUUAUUAGACAGUUUGACAGGUUAUUUAUGACAUCCUUUUUGCCUUAUCACUAGGUCACUUCUGGUGUGAUUAGCACUCGGCUGAAAGAGGCCGAGACGACUGAGGAGAAGAUAACAUUAGCGCGUGAGAAGUACCGCCCUGUGGCUACACGCGGCUCUGUCAUGUACUUUGUGGUAGCGAGCAUGGCCGAGGUGGACACUAUGUACCAAUAUUCCCUCAAGUACUUUAAGCAGGUGUGAUGUGCGCCUCGUUUUUAAGCAUAAGAGUAACAGCCAGUUGUGCCAUUUUGGCUCUGAUUGAAGAAAUUUAUUCUAUUUAUUUGUUUAUUUAUUUUAAAGCUGUUCAACACUUGUAUCGAGAACAGCGAGAAGACAGAUGACUUGGACAAGCGACUUCAAAUUCUGCUCGCCAAUUGCACUAGUUCUGUUUACACCAACGUCGCACGGUAAGAAUGCUACUCAUUAUAAAAGUUGAUAUGAAUUGAUGCGCCAUUUGAUAAAAAAGUUCCUAAAAGUGGGUUGUCAGUCUCCCGCCAAGACCAACACAAGGUUAUAACUGUCUCAUUGCUCUCUGAGUUAGAAAACCGAAGAGUUCACCUGACUGUGGUCGGAGUCCGCUAUUGGAAGCAAUCAAAGGUCUCUGAGGUUUUCAGUCAGAAUGGGUCAGUUGCUCCAUACUGGGGUUUGAACCCUCGACCUCUUUCGCGGUUAUGCGGUGUCUUUCUCUGAUUACUGUCAAAUUCCUGCUUUCUGUUAAAAGAAGAGCGCCGCACGUUUGAUUUAUUUUCAAUCGUUUACGCAGAAAAUUUGCAGUUUUUGUGGGUCUUAGUAACUAGCUUUCAAUGCAUGCCCCUUAUACGAUUAAAGGGACUAAACACCCACCCCUACUCCCAUGGCUUUACACCAAUUAAUACAUCCUUAAAGAAUUUAACAUAGUCUUUGCUACGUUGCUUUUAUAGUUUAAGCUGAAAUAUUAAUGUCUGAUAUGUGUUUUUUUUGGCCGGCGUGCCCUUGUAUUUCAGGGGUUUGUUUGAAAAAGACAAGCUUGUGUUCUCGUUCAUGUUGUGCGGUGAGAUCAUGCGUCAAAGAGAAGACAUAUCAGACGACGAAUGGAAUUUUUUCCUCAGAGGAAGUGGAAGCUUAGACAAGGUAAGUCAGUCAUAGGCACUUGUCAAAGGACACGUGUGUACGGGUCCUGCACAUCUGGCAUGUUAAAGAGGUUCUCGUAACACCCGCAGCAUUUCUGAAUCAAAUUGGUUUUUUUUUGUAUCAUUUAUCACAGGAACGUCCACCGAAGCCUGAUAUUGCCUGGCUAACAGAACAAACCUGGAACACUUGCUGUGAUCUAGAGGUACGUUUGGAAUACUUUUAGACUCCACUACAAGAACUGGCUUCAGCACCGUUUCAACUUAUUCGAAGCGCCCAAACAAACAGGCUAAAACAUGUUACGAAAUAAAAAAUUAUCACAGUUUAUGUGAAGAAAAUGAAGUUUUUUUCUGGCUAACAAGAAAUCGUAAGAGUUAUGUACACAUCAUGGCUUUUGUCAAAACAAAUUGAGGCUUGAACCAAUUGGAGCCCAUAAGCCUCCUGUCAUACCGGUGUGGCGCUUUCACUUACUUAGCCAUGAAGCUAAGUUAGGUCAGGUCUUAAUAUACCGGUGAGGAUUGAAAAUAAAUAGCUAUUCUGAAUCAGUAAACAUUACAAUGAAAUUGACGAGAUCUUUAUAGCACGUGACCAUCUAUCUUUUUCUUUUUUUAACAGUUUGUUUCUCUUUACGCUGAAUUCUCUUUUUGUUUUGUUAUUUAAUUGCUUUCUUUUAGGAUUCCCUACCGGCCUUUGGUGGCUUGAAACAGGAAAUAGUCAGCAAACCUGUCAUAGUCAAGAUUGGCUCGAUUGAGGUAAACACAGUUUUAUAAUUACGCUCAAUUAUCUUCACACUUGUUGUUAAAUAACCUUCCUGGCUCUUAAAUAAACGAACCCAUCAAGCCGUCAACUACCACUCUUCAAUCUGUUAACCAAACCAUUUACCCACUGACCCUGCAACCAGCAUCUAAUUUCUCCUCACAAUAUUACCACUGAAUCAAUUAUCGAGGUUGCAAGAAUAAAGGAAAUGAUCACUAACCUAAAGAAGCUAUUGAUUGUUCGACAAAUUCUCCCAGUCAGCACCUUAGGAAAUGUAUAGAGAACAGUAUGGAGAAUAUGCAUACUGAUGUUAGGGUGAAAAGGGUGAAAGGAUCAUUGUUCUUCUACGACUGAAAAUAUUUAAGAAGAUGUGUUCUUGAAUCAGGACAUACUAUAUAUUUGCACUAGAUAAAGUCUUAACAGUCAUAUCCGUUUUCCCUUGUAUCAGGCAUGCGCAAACUCUCCACUAUUAACGGCGGGUAAAGAGGAUAGUGAUGGUAGAUCAACAGCAACAAGUGAAAGUACAGAGGCGACUGAAGAGGCCGAGGAACAAUCCAGUCUGGUUGAUCGCCUCUCGAGUUUUCAAAAAUUGGUAUUUAUCAAAGCAUUCAGGGAGGAGAAGGUAAAUGUCUUUUUUGUGUGUGUUGCAGAAAAAAAAUCCAACCCUGAAAUUGUUGAAACGUUUUACUGUUCCCUCUUGUCAAGAUUGUAGACAGCAAAAUUUGAAACGCAUUUAAAGUACAUAGCAUUGAGGGGGAAGUGGGGUGUUUCAGCUACACAUGAUAAGGUUUUUCUUUUACCACAUUGCUUAUAGGAGAAGCAUGCUCUGAAAACCAUGUUUAAAAUUAUGUAUAGCAAUUUACUACUUUCUCUUGGUAUCCCUAAACUUGAUCAGUGUCAAUUUUCCUAUGUACUAUUCAAUGUUGGAGAUGUAAAUGUACGGUGUCUGCAGCAUUCUACUCCUUCGUUGAGUGUCGCGUCAAUAACAAAUUUCGUUUUUCGCUGCUAAGAUGAGAAACAGCGCCAUGGAGAGUUAGUUUUAAUGACGACUUUUCACAUUGUGUUUCAUUAUUCCGCAGGUGGUGUUUGCUGCCGUGGAUUUCGUUUGUGAGAACCUGGGCAAGACAUUUGUGGAGAGUCCGUCCAUAGACCUUAAUACUCUAUAUUCUGACGUAGGGCCAACCACGCCUCUCAUAUUCAUUCUUUCCACUGGCUCCGAUCCAAUGAACGCCUUCCUCAGAUUCGCCAGAGACAUGAGUUACAGCGAGAGGUAAAAUCGAAUUGCUUUGUUACGGCAUAUUUGUACAUCUGUUCCGGUUUAUUGCUUCAGCAAUUCAAAUGGUUUACAAGUGACUGACUAUGAAUGAUCUCUAAGGGAUGACACAAAAGGGUUUUACAAGGUUAGCCUCUACUAUUAAUAAACAUAUUUGUGCACUUUCUAUCUAGGAUACAGGCGAUCUCGUUGGGUCAAGGACAAGGGCCCGUAGCAGAGAAAAUGAUCGCUAAUGCAACCAAGACAGGAGACUGGAUCUUCCUUCAGGUAAGAGUUUUUUUUUACCAGGCGUGACUUGAUCAGUUGGUCUCGGUCUGGUUUUGAGAACAAAAGCAGAUCCAAAAAAGCUCACUCUAUUUCCAAGUUCUCCCCCUACAAUUCUCCUGCAAGUGUGUUUUGUCUUGCUUGAAGUUUUUAUUUGUUUUGUUCUCUUAUUAUACUUGUCGUUUCAUUUUUCUAGAAUUGUCAUCUCGCCGCCUCCUGGAUGUUGGCAAUGGAAACCCUUAUAAAGAAUCUAUCGUCACCAGAAGCGGAAGUGCACGAGGACUUCCGGUUGUUCUUGAGCUCCAUGCCAACAAAAAGUUUUCCAGUAACGGUUUUACAAAACAGUGUCAAAGUGACGAAUGAGCCUCCAAAAGGACUCAGAGCCAAUGCUAAGAGAGCAUUUGGAGAACUCAGCUCUGACUCUUUUGAAAACCAUAGUAAGAGCUACCUCCCAUCUUUUCGUUAUUGAGACUGUCGCGCAACACUUUUUUCUGACAGAAUAACGUGACUAAUCAAAAACGAUUGAAUAAAAAUCUUAAUAAUACUGCUUUUGACUAAAUAUACUAAUCUACUAAUAUACUAAUAUACUAUAUCUUCAUUUUAAAACACACCAUAGCUCCUUUAAGCUUUUACUGCUGAGGGUGACAAGCACCUAAUUUCUCCUGAUAGUAUCACCCCUGAAUCAAACAUGAAGGUCAUGAGAAUAAAGACAAUGAUCACUAACUUUAGAAGCUCUUGAUCGUUAAAAAAAUUCCUCCCUUUUAGUACCAAAAUGAAUUUGUAGAUGACAGCGUGGAAAAUAUGCAUAUUUACGUUUGGGUGUAGCUUACAUGAAUGCUGAAAGGUUCUUUCUUGUGAUCUGCAUAAAGUGUUUUUCUCCAGUUCAGGUGUUUAAUAAGUAUGUUAAAAUCAAUAAUUUCUUAGUCUACGUAAUCAGCCAUCCUGCUCAUUCUUCGAAUUUGCGCAGACAAAAAUUAAAUGGCUCAGCGCUGGCCAGUUAUAUUUUACUCAGUUGUUCAACCUUGCUGUGCCCGUUUCACAUCACUUCACGCAAAUUGCACUGUUGUAAACUACUCAGAGGUUCUCUGUUAAUUUCAUGCUACUUAACAGGACUUUCUUAUGUCUUUUUCUCCUGAGUGAUGUGUGGCCUUGUCUUUAAAUACGAUUUCUUUUAACUCGUAGUUCUCGGCGUAACAUGGCGGAAGCUGGUGUUUGGAAUUUGUUUCUUUCAUGCCAUCAUUCAGGAACGGAAGAAGUUUGGUCCACUCGGUUGGAACAUCAAGGUUAGUGUUAUAUUCGUCUCUUAAACUAGUAAGCGACUGGAUGCUGAAUUUUGAAUUGAUUUUUUUCUGUUUUUAAUGCAAAUAUCCUCACAAAAAUGGGAUAUAUCAUUCGAGAUACACAAACUGUAGGUUCCUUAUGAGCGCUACUAUACAAGGGACUCUUCAGUCGUGAAACAGUUUGGAUGCCUUCUUUCAGUUUUGCAAGUCCGUUUUUCUUCGUAAAAGAAAAUUAAGAGAUAGACUCCUAACAGAUUUUUGAAUCUAAAGUCUUAAAUAUUAAAUCAUAAAAGUUGCUAACGUAUCAAAUUUCUUUGUGGUUUUUUUUUUUAUUCGUUUCUGUUUUUAUGAAUUUGAUAAAGAUUUCAGUGGUAGAAUAUUAGUAUUUGAAGCACAUUUAUAUGUGUUUGUAGUAUUUUUUAAGUACAUGUUUAGUUUGUUACGCUACUUGAUAAUUUUUAUUGUCAAAACUUUCAUCGCUAGUAUGAGUUUAACGACUCUGAUCGUGAAUCAGCGCUGGACAAUUUAAAGAUGUUCUUAGCAGAAGGACAGAUUCCAUGGGAUGCACUUACUUUUAUCACAGGAGAGGUGACGUGUUAAUUACUUAUCUCGAUAGAUAGCUUGUGGACUGAAAUUCGUACAUAACAGCUUGAAGAGUAUCAGUAAGGAGAGGGACAGGGGAGAGGAGGGGAGGGGAGGGGCGGGAAGGGAAGUGAAGGACGUUUUUUUCUUUCCUCUUUUCCUCGUGCUGUUGUCGUCACUUUCCUGACUACAAAAUGGCACUCGCUUGCCAACAAGCCUCUUUCGUAGUGUGGCUAUUAUCCUGUUCGCCUCGUUCGUGUUGUCUUAAUAUACCAUGGAUUUAGAGAGCGCACUUCAUCUAAGAAUAGUUAACCCUUUCUCUCCCAGAUCUCUUUAGUAAUUCUCCCUACUGUCUGCCAUACAAUUCUUUUGAUGUUUGUUCGGAGAAUUUGGUAUUAGAUCAACCAAUAAUCCCAUAAUAGACAAUUUCUUUAUUCUCAUCACUUAUAUGAGUGACACUGUAAUGAUAUUGUAAGGAUAAAUUCUGUUAGGGUCAAUCAUGGGAGUUUAAGGGUUAAAUACGCCAAUUAUUACUAUAUCCAUCCUUUUGCCCACCAGUAGUUAUGGAAACUUGACAAGGUGGCUUUGAUUAUUCACAGAUAACCUAUGGAGGCCGAGUCACUGAUGCUUGGGAUCAACGGUGUUUGACCACAAUCCUCGGAAGAUUCUUUGCGCCAGCAAUAUUGGAAGAUGGGUACAAAUUUUCUGAAUCAGGUACUACAAGACAGCAUAACACCGAUCGUGAACUAUGUUAUGAUGAUGUGAAGCAGUUACUUCUGGCAAUUCAUAAGCCAUACGGCCUAGGUGUUAUGAGAUAUAUCAUAAUAAGAUCUCAAAACGAAUCUUUGGUACGCUGAGCUUCUCUCAUGUUUCACGAUGACUGACCAUUAUACCCUUUCAUGUAUGAUAUCAUCAGGUAUCUACUUCCCACCCGGAUUUGACGGUUUACCGGAGUACAGAGAUUACAUCGACAGUCUUCCCAUCGCUGAUGAACCUGAAGUGUUUGGAAUGCACAACAAUGCGAAUAUCGCUUUCCAGGUAAGAACAAAGUUUAUUUUUUGAUUUAGCCUCAUGCAUUUUCUCGAGUAGCUUAAGACGUAGAAGUCCAUAUCAGAGAUUGUUGCGUCUUUUUGGCUCCAGGUCAUGUAUUUGUAAGACUAAUUUAGCUUUGGACGGGUAAACUUAAACACCAUUAAAAAAAAAACUUACGGACAGGAGCGUAGUGGUUUAGAUGGCAGAAACUUAUCUGGACCCGCAACAUUGCUUCCCUUCCCCCCCCCCCAUUCCACCUUUGGGAGUUAAACGGGGUGGCCUGGUGUUUAACGCAGUUCUCUCCAUAUCAGAGGUCUAGGUUCGAUCCCUUGUGUUCUUUGAAAAGACAUUUUCCUCCCACAGUGCCUCUCUUCAUCCAAAGGAGUAUAGAAUGGAUUUUUUGAUCCGUUAGGGAAGCCUGAACUUGCAUCCCGGUAAGGGGUGUGAAUCUCCACACGAGGGAAGAAAUUAUUAAACGUUGAAGUGACUUGCAUAACACAUUACUCGACAGACUCAAGAGACCAAUGCCCUGAUUACUACAGUGUUAGAGGUACAGCCUCGUUUGGCCAGCGGAGGAAGUGGGAAAACAAGUGACGAGAUUGUGUAUGAACUAGCUGACAGUAUUCUCUCCAAGCUGCCUGUUCUGUUGGACAUGGAGAAAGCAGAUAAAGCAAUAUUUGACGUAAGAAUUCAAACUAAUCGGAUGUUCGUCUUACCUUGCUUUAUCGUAAUAUGGUAGCUCAAAAAGCCAUUUCGUUUCCUAACGUUUUGAUAUGGUAUGAAGGGAGAGGAGUUCUGAACAAAGAAAAGUAGAACUGAACCACAUGUUUCUGUUUUUGUCGAUGAUGCUAUUUACGCUGCCGUAGGCUCUUAUUCUUUGCCAUCUUUCCCCUGUUAAUUUUCUCCUUGUUACAUUUCAGACUGAUGAAAAAGGUCGAGUGAACUCACUCACCACUGUGCUUGGACAGGAAGUGGAUCGUUUUAACUCUCUUUUGAAAGUUAUCAAGGUGAGCUAAUAAUUUAUCUCCUUUCCGUUACUCGGGUCUAUCCUUAAACAGUACUAAUUGUGUGUGGAAGCCGGCGCUCGUUUGGGAGCGAGCCACACCAAGAGGUACUGUGUGUGUGUGUGUGUGUGUGGUUUCGGGGGUUUUAACUGGAUUUAGGUUACAACUGAUGUAACUGAAAUGACCAUUUUCUCAAUAUCGACUUUUCUUUUCACUUGUUGUAUUAAAGGACAUUUAGUAGAUCUAUUCGGAGAGUCUCAAGCGAGUGCUAAUCAAGUGUUGUAUCCGUCCACUGUAAAACUUCCAAGUUUGGACAUCUUGUUUGAUAUCUUUUUUUAUUUUCAGACUUCUCUACAGCAGCUUCAGAAAGCCAUUAAGGGUUUGGUAGUAAUGUCACUGGAGUUGGACAAAGUUUACACAAACUUUUUGAACAAUCAGGUGAGUCAGGUUCGAUUUCCCCCGUUUUCGUCCCCCUCCAUCUUUUAUUCAUAUGAAUAUGCAUAUUCUCAAUGCUGUUCUUUAUACAUUUCCUAAUGUGCUGACAAGGAGAAUAUGUUCAACAAUCAAGAGCUUUAGUUGGUGAUCAUUUCCUCUAUUUCGUGACCUUUCUGUGUGAUAUAGGGGUGAUACUGUUAUAGAGAAAUUAGGUGUUAGUCACUUUUAAGGGUAGACUUGAAGACAAAAAGACGCUUGCACUCCCAUUUUGUCCUGCCUCCCACGAGUUAAGAUGUCAGUCCGUUUAAGGGUGUUAUGACUGUAGUUCACAUGGUCUUUCCUCAGAUAACUGUAAAAUUUGUGUUUUCAAGGUUCCAACAAUGUGGGCGAACGCUGCCUAUCCAUCAUUGAAACCCCUUGGUUCGUGGGUGAAGGAUUUGCUUCUCAGAUGCAUGUUUAUUGAAGUAAGUGACCUCUUUUUAUUUUUGUGAGAGCGUGUCCCAGUAUUUUUAAUUUAAUUUUUUUAAUCCGGGGUUGAACUGCGAGAAAGGUAAACUGUAUGUUAAUAGUUUGUUAUUUUUUUCCCUAGUUCUAUUUCAUGAAGUUAUUCAACUAAACUGUCCAGAUACUAAAGUUUGGUUGAAUCUCUCAAUUUUACUAGCGUGUUAUUUAUUUCUACCAUUCUAGCAAUGGAUUGAACGAGGAGUACCCAAGUCGUUUUGGAUCUCCGGUUUUUUCUAUCCUCAGGGUGAGUGCUUUAUUUCUUUCUGUACUUUUUAUUUUCAUUGCUCUCUGCUUUCGUCAUUGAGUCGUUUUUGGCAAAUCGUUACUAAAGCUGUCGGUGAUGCUCCGAAUGUGAUUCGCUCACAAAGCGGUUUAAACGUAAGCAUAAUUUUUAAACGGAAGCAUAAUUUUAAGUGGCUUAACACCGCUCAGAGACGAAUCAGCAAGUUUCCAAACAUCUAAGUGUCACUCACAUUGCAUUAGACGAUUCAGAUAAUUGUAGUUAAAAUGUCUUUGGAAUGAGCUCAAAUUUUAAUCGCUAACAAUCUUACUGUUGUUACAUGAAGAAAUCAGUUCUUGAUUAUAUUGUUUUGCCAGGUUUCCUGACCGGAACACUUCAAAACCACGCUCGCAAGUACAAUCAACCAAUUGACCAGCUGUCUUUCCACUAUAACGUUCUGCCUCACUAUCGCAGCCAAGAGGAAGUCAGCGAGGCGCGCGCUAAACUUGGCCCAGACGACACUCUGCCAAUGGAUGAGGAGAUAGAGUCUCCCGAGGACGGAGUACUGGUACACGGUUUAUUCAUAGACGCCGCUCGCUGGGAUGAUGACAAAAUGAUGCUGGGGGAUGCCUUGGAUGGCGAGAUGAACCCGGUAAGUAUUCGUUUUAUCAAUGCUGGUUGGAAAAGUUCUCUGCUCGGGGUGCAACACGUAAAAAUUUAUGUACUUAAACCUGCAUUCCCGAUGUGUUUGUAUUCAGCCAUGCCCUAUUCUGCACAUGGAACCCCGGAUGAACUACACACCAGAUCCUUCGCUGUAUACAUCUCCACUGUACAAAACUUCUGCUCGAGCUGGUGUGCUGUCCACUACAGGUAGGCACAUACCACGAAAAAAGUAUUUACUUGUGCAUUUGUGAAAAGGGGCUUAAAACAUUGAUUGAAAAACCCAAUUUCUUUUGCAGGUCAUUCGACAAAUUUUGUGGUGGCGGUAUAUCUUCCUACAGACCUUUCCUCAGACUUCUGGAUUGAGAAGGGGACAGCUCUUUUGUGUCAGCUUAAUGAAUAGAGAAGCCAACAUUAUUUUGCAUUCUUGUAAAUAUGAUAGCAAUGCUCUCGAGUUGCUUAGCGUGAAUACUUUUUUCUUUGGUGUUGACAAAAAAACCUUAUAGCAAUGUGACUGUCAAUAUUUGCCAGUUCAUUCGUUUGUUUGUUUUUAGUCGCCAUUGACUCGCUUGAUGUUUCAUCAAAUCCCUGCGAUGUAGAGUAAAGGGACUUAUAUUUAUAUUUUACGCUUGCGAGGGUUGUGUAACUUUAAAAAGUGUGGUUUUAAGCAGUCAUUCGUACAUUAAAAGUUUUGGAGAGAGAGAAAAAAGUAUCACUCUUUUCGCUGCUCCUUCAGUUAAAGGCAAACUCGACCUCCCGCUGUGUCUUGGGUUUGGAAAACUGUUUCGAUUUCUGCCAAAACCCCUUGUGUUCAGAUGAUGCUGUGUAAACAAAGAAAAGCUCUGACUGUGAACAUGUGAAAACCGUUUAAGUGAACUGCAGAUUGAUAUGUGAGUGAUCUUCGCAGCAAUGAACUCAAGCUUUAUUGUUACAGCUGCUUAAAGUUGCGUUCACGAAUGUGGAGAUCACCUCAUAUUAAAAGAAAAGUUCUGCAUAUAUAAAUCUCGCGUAUCUGCGCGUAUUCUUUCAAUGAAAAAGAUAGACUACGAUAAAAUCAGUCUGUGUUCGUUGGCCCCACGAAUUGAUAAUUUCACCUUGUUUCCUUCGUAAAAUAGAUUUUUAAAACUAUUGAAUGCUCUUAGUACCCAG
Messenger RNA from Pocillopora meandrina, 49496 nucleotides. The record is from the annotation of a GenBank genome assembly. Lineage: Eukaryota; Metazoa; Cnidaria; Anthozoa; Scleractinia; Pocilloporidae.